Messenger RNA from Aethina tumida (small hive beetle), 64125 nucleotides. Its product is annotated as titin. Gene Ontology annotation, molecular function: protein binding. NCBI's taxonomy places the organism in Eukaryota, Metazoa, Arthropoda, Insecta, Coleoptera, Nitidulidae. The transcript has 39 exons. The record is from RefSeq and is a predicted model, not a curated record.
GAUAUCGGGGAUUAUGACUUGAACUUCUGCUAACUGAAGCCGUGGAUGGCAACGAAAUAUCGUACAUAUACAGAGAGACUAGUUCGUUAAUUUUUUUUCUAUAGACUAAUUUUUAUAUAGCCGUGUUGUGGAUUUUGUGUUUUUGUGCUAUACGCAAUAAUAUUUUUUCGAUUUGUGGAAGUAUUGUGGUGAUAAGAUGAAUCGUCAACAGCAGCUUCAGUCUUCCCAGACUCAGCAGAGUCAGUCUCAGCAAACUUCGACACAGAGGGUAACCCGUACUGAGCAACAUGUAACUCGUCAAGUUACUGGCCAUUCGACAGGCGGUCAAAUAAGCCAGCAAGCUUUCCAACAAAUCUCUGGCUUUGGACCGAAUGCUCAACCACCAGUCUUCGAGAAAGUGUUCAGUAACGCAAGGUUCGCCCAAGGAGGUGUAGCUGCGUUUGAAGGCCGAGUCACUGGUAAACCACAGCCACAAGUAUCGUGGACCAGAAAAGGUGCACCAUUACUAAAUUCUCAAAAGCAUCAGCUCUCAUACAACGAAUCGACUGGAGACAUCAAACUUCAGAUAAGCCAAAUUGGACCCGGUGAUGAAGGGGAAUACGUGUGCACUGCAAAAAAUCAAUAUGGAGCAGCAAUCUGCUCAGUAUUCAUCCAACCAGAAGGAAUGCCAAUGCCACAGAUGCAAAAGGGUUUCCAACAAAGCAUCCAAGAGACGACGUCUACUUCAUAUUCCAACGGUACAAUCACCGAAGAAUUUAGGAUAGAAACGUUCGAGUACAGACUCCUUAGGGAGACAUCCUUCAGAGAAUCGAUAACCAGAAGAACUGCCUACGAAAAAGACUCUCAAAUUUCAACCACAGUUGAGAGGUCUCUCGGCCCAGCUGCACCGCCACAAAUCUCACAAAAGCCUCGCAAUUCCAAGUUGCUGGAAGGCUCCGAUGCUGUUUUCACUGCUAACGUAUCUGCUAAUCCUAGACCUAGACUAUCAUGGUUCAAGAAUGGACAAAGAAUUACAGAUUCUCAAAAAUUCGAAACCACUUUCACAAACAAUCAGGCAUCCCUGCGUGUUAAGCAGACCAGCUCCGAUGACUCAGGUCAUUACACUCUUCUUGCUGAAAAUCCACAGGGAUGUGUGGUGUCUUCCGCGUUCCUAGCUAUCGAACCCGUAUCCACUCAAGAAGGUUUGAUCCAUGAAUCCACCUUUAAAUCACAACAGCUGACGGAAGUAGAAUCGACAGAUACUGGGAAAAAUUUAGCUCCCAACUUUGUUAAAGUUUGUGGCGACAGAGACGUCACGGAGGGCAAGAUGACCCGGUUUGAUUGCCGCGUCACCGGUCGCCCUUAUCCAGAAGUGCAAUGGUACAUUAACGGCCAACAAGUCACUGAUGACCAUAACCAUAAAAUUCUCGUAAAUGAAUCCGGUAAUCAUGCCCUCAUGAUCACAAACGUAAGCCGAAACGACUCUGGUGUAGUAACAUGCGUUGCUAGAAAUAAAACAGGAGAGACCUCCUUCCAGUGUAACCUGAACGUAAUCGAAAAAGAACAAGUGGUUGCGCCCAAAUUCGUAGAACGAUUCACAACGGUCAACGUUAAAGAAGGAGAACCUGUGGUAUUACAUGCAAGAGCUGUUGGUACCCCAACACCACGAAUCACUUGGCAGAAGGACGGUGUUCCACUUAUCAGUAGCCCCGAUAUUCGCAUUAGUCUCGACGGUGGAGAAUCCACUUUAGAUAUUCCACGUGCCAAAGCUUCUGAUGCCGCCUGGUAUCAGUGUACUGCUCAAAAUGUAGCCGGUUCCACCGCAACCCGUGGAAGACUGUUUGUCGAAAGACCUCAAGGACCAACACCCGAACCAAGACGCCUGCAUCUGCCUAGACCAACGAAAGUCAUCGAACCUGAACCCGAACCUGGCCCAGAAGUAAUUUACCUGCGUCAUGUUGAACGUGCACGACCACAUUUGCCCCCAUCUGAGGAAGAUAGGGUUUAUCCACCACCUCAGUUCAUUGUUCCUUUACAAGACGCUGUUCAAUUUGAAGGAGGUAAAGUGCACUUCGAAGCUAGAAUUGAACCAGUUGGCGAUCCAACCAUGCGUGUAGAAUGGUUUUUCAAUGGAAGACUCAUGGCAGCCAGUUCACGAGCCACAUCCAUUUUCCGUUUCGGUUUUAUUGCCUUGGAUCUCAUUAGUCUGAUCGUUAAUGACACUGGUGAAUACGUCUGUCGUGUCACCAGUGCGACUGGAUGUGUUGAAUCCAGAGCAAUGCUUACCGUCAAACUCCGCGCUUCUAUCGAACAAACUAGCCAACAUCCAGAUAGUUUGCAAUACAUUCAACAGUUGGAGGACUACUCCAAAUAUCAAAGAACCGAUAGCAUUGAGGAAAAGAGUAACCAAAAACCCCACUUCAUCCGACCACUCCAAGACCUUGGAGAAUUACAAGAAGGUAGGAAUGCUCAUUUCGAAGCCCAACUUACCCCCGUAAGUGAUCCAACCAUGAGAGUGGAGUGGUACAAAGAUGGCCGACCGAUCACCGCCAGUUCACGAAUCACCACCAUCUUCAACUUCGGCUACGUUUCUCUCAACAUCAUGCACCUACGGGCCGAAGAUGCAGGAUCGUACACUGUGCGGGCUGUUAACCACUUAGGGGAAGCGAUAAGCACUGCCACCAUUAACGUAUUCAGUCGCUCAACUGUAACUGGAGAUUUGGGUAUUCCAGAACAACAAAGAUACAUCGAAAAAGUCGAGGAACUAGAAGCAUACCAACAGCAACAGCACCAAAAAUACGUGGUAGAAACCCCAGAAAGUUCACAACCACCAGAAUUUAAAACUCCCAUCAAAGACCAACAAGGAGUGCGCGAAGGUGGUUUCGCCCACUUUGAAGCUAGAUUAGAACCCGUUGGCGAUUCAACACUUAGAGUGGAAUGGCUUAAGGACGGACGUCCAGUGGAAGCUAGUUCCAGAAUAACCAGUUUCUUUAACUUCGGUUAUGUAGCUCUUACAAUUAAGGAUGUCACCAUUCACGAUGUUGGAAACUACACCUGCCGUGCGUGGAACGCAAUGGGACAAGCCACCACUACAGCACAACUUAGCGUUGUUAGCAAAAAAGACAUUGUCUUUGAUUCUCAACAUCCUGGUGGUUUGGAAAAGAUUCAACACCUUGAAGAUUCCAGCAGAUACAAUCGCCAAUCUAAAGAAGAAGAAACUGUAAGACAAAAACCAAGAUUUUUAGGACCACUUAAAGGCACCAACAGAAUUGUUGAGGGACAACGAGCUCAUUUCGAAGCACGAGUCGAACCUCAAAGCGACACCACACUGAAAAUUGAAUGGUAUUUCAAUGGAAAACCAGUAGCAACAGCGAACAGAAUUCAAACCUAUUACGACUUUGGAUAUGUAGCACUUGAUAUCCUCAGUGUUCGUGAAGAAGAUGCCGGUACUUACACUGUAGUUGCAAGGAAUGCCUUAGGUGAAGCACAAGUUUCGGCCAGCAUGGUUGUUGAAACCCGUGCAAGUAUUGAUACUAGAAGUAUGCACCGUGGAGCUUACGAUAAAACUAAACAUAUUGAGGACUCGAAAUUCGUGGAACCACAAUAUCACAUUGAAGAAAUAUCCAAAUCAAAGCCAAUAUUUGUUGUUCCCCUUUCUGAUCCACAACCAUUAACGGAAGGUAGAAAUGUACAUUUGGAAUGUCGUUUGGAACCUAUGGGUGACCCAACAAUGAGAGUUGAAUGGUUCUGUAACGGAAGACCUGUAACAGUAGGAUCAAGAUUUAGGACAUACAACGAUUUUGGAUUUGUAGCUUUAGACAUCAUUCAUGCUACUGCAAUGGACUCUGGUGAAUAUACAGUUCGUGCUGUAAAUCAUCUUGGAUCUGCACACACCUCAGCCUGCGUAAGAGUCAUCGGCAAAUCAGACAUCAUCACCGAUACACAACAUGAACAAUCGUUGGAACAAAUCCAACAACUAGAAGACUCUUCUCGUUAUCGCAAGCACGUUGUUGAAGAUGUAACUGUGCUUCAAGCUCCACAAUUCACUAGGCCCUUGCACAACAUCGAAACUGUUGAAGGAACUAAUGUACAUAUGGAAUGUCGUCUUCAACCAGUUGGUGAUCCAACCAUGAGAGUAGACUGGUUCGUAAAUGGUAUUCCAGUUAAAACAGGUCACCGUUUCCGACCAGCUUAUGACUUCGAUUAUGUAGCUCUUGAUUUACUUGGAGUUUACCCAACCGACUCCGGUGUGUACACCUGCCAAGCCAGAAAUCAGCUUGGCGAGGCUGUGACAUCAUGUUCCGUUAAAGUUAUUGCCAAGAAAGACCUGCUCUUUGAAUCCCAACAUCCAGGUGGUCUAGAAAAGAUUCAACACCUUGAGGAUGCAUCUAGGUACAAACGAACCGAAUUCGUUGAUGAACAAGUUACAGUGAAACCUAGAUUUGUUACCAAGCCUAAGAGCCUGGAUAACCUGAUUGAAGGACGUCAUGCCCACUUCGAAUGUAAAAUUGAACCAGUAACUGAUCCCAACCUUAAAGUUGAAUGGUUUAAAAACGGUCGUCCCGUAACUAUUGGUCACAGAUUUAGACCAAUUCACGAUUUUGGAUAUGUAGCAUUAGAUGUUGUUGAUUUAAUUGCUGAAGAUUCAGGCACCUACACUUGCCGUGCAACCAAUCUUAUUGGUUCUGAUGAAGUAACCUGCUCUCUCCGCUGUCGUGCUUCAGGUCAAAUUAUUACUAGCACACAAAAUGAACAAAGUAUUCAACAAAUACAACAUCUUGAAGACCGUUCACGUUACCAACGUUCUCAGCAAGUAGAAGAAACAACUACACAAGCCCCAGUUUUCACAACGUCAUUGAAAAAUAUUGACAUCAAAGAAGGACAAAGAGCUCACUUUGAAUGUAGAUUGAUUCCAGUAUCAGAUCCUACAAUGAAAGUGGAAUGGUUCCACAAUGGACAACCUUUAAAAUCUGGCUCCAGGUUUACCGAAACUAACAACUUUGGCUUCGUAGCCCUUGACAUCUUAUAUACUUACCCAGAAGAUUCAGGAACCUACACCUGUAGAGCCACAAACGCUAUUGGAGAAGCGGUUACAUCAUCUGUAUGUGCCGUUCAAUCCAAGAAAUCUAUUUAUUUGGAUUCCGUACAUGAAGGAGCCAUGGAACGUAUCACUGAGUUGGAGGACACAUCUCGUUAUCAACGACAUGCAGUCCAAGAAGAAAUUAUUAACCAAGCCCCAGUAUUCACAUUGCCAAUCAAGGACGUAAGGGUAGCUGAAAAUCAGGCCGCCCACUUCGAAGCAAGAUUAAUUCCAGUUGGCGACUCAAGACUGAAAGUAGAAUGGUUUAGGAAUGGAGUACCAAUUCAAGCCUCAAAUCGCGUUACAACAAUGCACGACUUUGGUUAUGUCGCCCUUAAUAUGAAGUAUGUUAACCCAGAAGAUUCUGGUACCUAUACAUGCAGAGCGGUUAAUGAAUUGGGAGAAGCUGUUACAUCUGCAACACUUGCUGUUCAAUCUAAAGCUUCUCUUCAAUUUGAAAGUCAACACGAAGGAGCUCUUCAAAAACUACGACAAUUGGAAGAUUCUAGCAAGUACCAACGUCGUGAAGAGACUGAAUAUGAAGUUACACAAGCCCCCAUAUUCACAACUCACUUAAAUGGACCUUCCGAAUUAAUUGAAGGACAAAGUGCUCACUACGAGUGCAGAAUUGAGCCGUAUCCAGAUUCUAACCUCAAAGUAGAAUGGUUCCAUAACGGAAAACCAUUAACAACAGGACACAGAUUCCGUACAGCCUAUGACUUUGGAUUCGCCAGUCUUGACAUUUUGUCUGUUUAUGCUGAAGAUUCCGGAGAAUACACGUGCAGAGCCACCAACAGAAUUGGCCAGGCUCAAUCUUCUGUAGUAACUAACGUUAAAUCAAAAUCAGCUAUUAUUCGUGAAACUCAACACGAAGAAGCCCUACAAAAGAUUCAGUACUUAGAAGAUGAUUCUAAAUACAAGAAGGUAGCUACGGAAGAUGCUAUUAUUUUAGAAAAGCCACAAUUUGGUCGUGGUCUGAAAACAAUUGAAAAUCUUCCUGAAGGUCAAAGUGCUCAUUUAGAAGCUACAUUAACUCCAGUUAAUGACCCUACAAUGAGAGUAGAAUGGUUCUGUAAUGGAAGACCUAUCCAAACCGGACACAGAUUUAAAACAACUUAUGACUUUGGCUAUGUUGCCCUGGAUAUUCUGUAUGCUUAUGCCGAAGAUUCAGGCACUUACAUGUGCAGAGCUAGAAAUGCAGCUGGCGAAGCUGUUACUACAGCUGCUGUAUCCGUUGUUAAAAGUCAGAGUCUUUACUUAGAUACCAUGGAUGAACAACGUCUUAAGAAACUAAAGGAGUUAGAAACAUAUGAAAGACCAAAACGUGAAGAAGUGGAAGCUGCCCCUCAACGACCAGUAUUUUUGACACCUCUCACCAGUUUAGAAAAUCUAAAAGAGGCUGAACAUGCUCAUUUAGAAUGCAGAGUGGAACCAAUCAACGAUCCAAAUUUGAAAAUUGACUGGUAUGUAAAUGGCGUAAAAUUACGCGCUGGACACAGAUUUAGAACAACCCACGAUUUUGGAUAUGUCGCCUUAGACAUUUUGUAUGCUUAUCCAGAAGAUAGUGGCACAUAUAUGUGCAAAGCAACCAACUUGGUUGGAGAGGCCGUUAAUACAUGCACCAUUAAAGUUGGCGGACGAAGUGGUAUUUUAUUAGAUACACAUCACCCCGAAGGUCUCGCUAAAAUCAGAGAACUUGAAGCUCAGGGUCACCCUGCUAGACUAGAAAUUGAAGAACCAGUUCCUACUCCACCAAGAUUUGUCACUGAACUUCGUGGUACUACUGAAAUUUAUGAGGGUCAAACUGCUCACUUUGAAGCACAAAUCGAACCUAUUCAUGAUCCAAAUCUUAGAAUUGAAUUCUAUCAUAACGGUAAGCCAUUGCCCCAUGGAAACAGAUUCCAUAUUACUUUUGAUUUCGGGUACGUUGCACUUGACAUUGGUCAAGCUGUACCAGAAGAUGCUGGCGAAUAUUCAGUUAAAGCAAUUAAUAACCUCGGUCAAUGUACAUCAUCUAUUAAACUUAAAGUAAUUCCAAGAAGCAAUAUUAUCUUGGAUUCUCAAAGACCAGAAGGUUUGGAUAAAAUCAGACAACUUGAAGAACAUCAACCUUACAAACGCCCAGAAGUGGAAGAUCAAGUCACUAGACAACGCCCAGUAUUUACUCAACCACUUCAAAAUAUUGACUCAAUUCUUGAAGCUCAAACAGCUCACUUUGAAUGCCGCCUUAUCCCAGUUGGUGAUCCAACUUUGAAGGUUGAAUGGUUCAGAAAUGAAAAACCAUUAGAAGAUAGCUCACGUAUCACCAAAGUACACGAUUUUGGCUUUGUAUCUCUUGAUAUUCAGCACGUUAGAGAAGGAGAUGAAGGUGUGUACAUGUGCAGAGCAUCUAAUCCACUUGGAGAAGCUGUUACGACUGCAUCUAUGAAAAUUAGAACCAAAGCCAGCAUUCAAUUGGACACUCAACAUCCAGAAGCUCAAAGGAAAAUUGCUCAACUUGAACAACCAUUGGCACCAAGACCUGAAGAACCAGAACGACUUUUUGAAAAACCAAUAUUUACCCAAUUGCUUACGGGCCCCACAGAGUUGUGGGAAGGACAACAUGCUCACUUUGAAGCCAGAGUUGUCCCGGUUGGUGACCCAAGUUUGCGUUUCGAAUGGUAUGUAAACGGAGUAGAACUUAAACUUGGAUCUAGAUUUAAAGUAACUCAUGACUUUGGAUUUGUCACACUCGACAUCAUGUCUACUGUUCCCAAUGAUUCUGGUGUAUACACCUGCAAAGCAAUCAACAACUCAGGAGAAGCCGUUUCAUCGAUUUCAAUGAAAGUUAAAUCUAAAUCUAAUAUUAUUGGUGAGCCGUUGCAUCCUGAUGCUUGGCAGAAGAUUCAGUUGAAAGAAGCUGAAAUGAAUAAAGUUCCUGAAAUGUUCAUUGACACUACUCCUCAACAACCACCAGUAUUUACCACCCACCUCAAGAGUUACGACAACCUGAUUGAAGGACAACAUGUCUACUUAGAAGCCCAAGUUGAACCUAGGGCAGAUCCCAACUUAAGAAUUGAAUGGUUCAAAAAUGGCAUUUCACUGAAUACUGGAACCCGUUUGAGAAGCACUUUCGAUUUUGGCCUUGUGACUUUAUCAAUUAACGGUCUAAGAGAUGAUGACUCCGCAAUUUACACAUGCAAAGCAACAAAUAAACUUGGCGAAGCUAUUUCCACAUGUUCCCUUAAAAUUGAAGAUCGUCAUUGGCUUUUGGGUCAAUCCCUUCACCCUGAUGCAAUUCCCAAAUUGGAAGCUCUUGAGAAACCACCAGAAGGUCGUCCUGAAAAGGCGGAACCAACUUACGAAGUUCCAUUAUUCAUCAGUCAUCUCAACAAUGUUGAAUGUAUGGAAGGGGAUAGCGCCCACUUUGAAUGCAAUGUUGAACCAUCCAAAGAUCCUACUAUGAAAAUUGAAUGGUUCAUUAACGGCAAACCUAUGCCUACCGGAGCCAAAUAUAAGUCCACAUAUGACUUCGGUUAUGUAGCUUUAGAUAUUUCUCAUACUUAUGAAGAAGAUUCUGGUAUAAUAACUUGCAAAGCUACCAACAGCAAGGGAUCAGCCUCAACAUCAGGUACAUUGCGUUGCACAGCUAAACAAAGUAUAUAUCUGGAUACUCAACAUCCUCAAGGCAAGGCUGGUUUAGAAGCUGUACAAGACGUUGAAGAAGCUUUCGCUGCUAAGAAUAGACCUAAAGAAAUUGGAAUGGAUAAAGAAUAUGGUAAACCAGUUUGGAUUGUGCCACUUAAUCCAGAAUUUAAACUUGUUGAGGGCCAACCUCUACAUUUGGAAGGUACUGUAAUACCUAAAGAAGAUCCUAAUCUCAAGAUUGAGUGGUUCUUUAAUGGUAAAUCAUUAGAACACGGUUCCAGAUUUAAAUUCACGAACGACUUUGGAUUUGUCACUCUUGAUUUGACUGAUAUUUAUGAACGUGAUCAAGGUGUCUACACAUGCAAGGCUUCCAAUAAACAUGGAGAAGCCUUUACAUCAACCACAAUAUAUUGCACAUCUAAGUCUAACUUAAUUGAAAGAACUCAACAUCCUAAGGGACAAGAAGGACUUGAAAAGAUUCAAAAUCUUGAAGAUUCUCUUCACAGACCAGAAAUGCCAUUAGCUGAAGGAGAAGAAGGUCAUGCACCUGUCUUCACCUCAGAAUUCACCGCUUUGGUCAACAUGACCGAAGGAGAAAUCGCUCACUUCGAAGCAGGUCUUACACCAAUCGGGGAUCAAACAAUGCGAGUUGAAUGGUUCUACAAUGGUAAAUCUAUUGAAGCAUCACACAGAUUUAGAACUGUACAUGCCUUUGGAAUGGUUGUCUUGGAUGUUUUGGGCGUUAAGAUUGAAGAUUCAGGCACCUACACAUGCAGAGCAACUAACAAAUGGGGUAUGGCUGAGCAAAGUGUGACCUUAGAGUGUGUUGAAAAAUUGAAAGGUCAACCACCUAAAUUUACCACUCAUAUUCAAGACAUUGUGGGUCUUAAAGAUGGACAAUCUGCCCACUUUGAAUGUACAUUGAUUCCAGUAAAUGAUCCAGACCUUAAAGUGGAAUGGUAUCACAAUGGAAAACUUCUUUUGGACAAAAAUCGCAUUAAAUCUGUUUCCGACUUUGGUUUCGUUGUAAUGGAUAUAUCUUAUAUACAAGACCACGAUUCUGGAGAAUACGUAUGCAGAGCUUGGAACAAAUACGGCGAAGACUUUACCAGAGCUACCAUUAACGCUCAAGGAAAAGGUGGUGUGUUCUAUGAUAGUUUGCAACCUGAGUCAUUGGCUAAAAUUAGAGAACUGGAAAGCUUACAAGGGCAACAAGCUCAAGCCCCAUCCACUCCAGUCACGGAACCACCCAAGUUUAUUACUCAGAUUCAAGAUAUUACAAAACUUGUUGAAGGGCAAAGUGCUCACUUUGAAGCUAGACUUACUCCAGUCACUGACCCUGACCUGGUGGUAGAAUGGUAUUACAACGGUAAGAAACUACCACACGGACACAGGUACCGUACUUUCCACGACUUCGGAAUCGUUAUCCUUGACAUUCUCUAUUGUUACGAAGAAAAUUCUGGAAUAUAUGAAUGUAGGGCUUACAAUAAAUAUGGGGAAGAUACAACGAAAGCAACAUUGAAAUGUGUCUCGAAGACUAAUUUGAUCCUGGACUCGCAACUCCCGCGGGGCAUGGAAGGUGGAUUAGAGAAAAUACAAAAUCUGGAAGACUCUCUAAUCAGAACAAGAGACGAAAAAGAAGUUGAAGAAAAGGGAAGAGCUCCCGUGUUCACAACACCACUUUCAAAUAUUGACAGCUUAAGAGAGGGUGAAAGCGCACACUUCGAAGCACGUUUGAUUCCAACUGAUGAUCCGAAACUCAAAGUUGAAUGGUACUGGAAUGGAAAACCAUUAAGAACUGGCUCCAGAUUUAGAACUUUCCACGAUUUUGGAUUUGUCAUCCUUGAAAUAUCUCCAGUAUAUCCGGAAGAUUCUGGUGAAUAUUCCUGUAGAGCUUUUAAUGAAUAUGGAGAGGCUGUUACAACAUCUACAAUGAAAGUUCAAGGAAAGAGAAGCAUUAUCCUUGAUUCUCAACUACCAAAGGGUAUGGAAGGAACAAUUGACCGCAUUGCUGAAUUGGAGGGUCUUGGUGCUAUACCAGCCCCAGUCAGCCCUGAUGAUGACAUCGGCAAACCACCAGAAUUUAUUACACAACCCUCUGAUUUAAUACUUGGAGAAAAUUCUCUCGCUCACUUUGAAUGCAGGUUGCAACCUGUAAAUGAUCAAAGUAUGAGAGUCGAAUGGUUCCACAAUGGUAAACCACUUUGGGCUGGCUCAAGAAUUAAGACAAUUAAUGAUUUUGGUUUUGUAAUCCUUGAAGUCGCCGGAGUCUAUCAACGUGACUCCGGAUUAUAUACUUGCAAAGCCACCAACAGGCAUGGCGAAGCUAGUGUAUCAUGCAAACUCCAAGUUAAAGGAAGACAAGGAAUUAUACUUGAACCACAAUUGCCGUCUAACUUCCGUACUGGCACUGAAAGUAUUCAAAAAUUGGAAGAACAACUAUACAAAAAGGAUGAAAUCACAGCUGAAGAAGAAACUCCAAACCCUCCCCGAUUCAUUGUUGAAAUCAAGGAUAACAUUGACGUUCCUGAAGGCGGCCCAGUUCACUUUGAUUGCAGAGUUGAACCUACCAACGACUCAUCAAUGCGUAUUGACUGGUUCCAUAAUGGACGUCCGUUCGCUACUGGAUCAAGAGUACAUCAAGUUAAUGAUUUCGGAUUUAUUUCCAUGGACAUUGACUAUACUUAUGCCCGUGAUGCAGGUGAAUAUAUUUGCAGAGCCACGAAUAAAUGGGGAUCUUGUACGACCAAAGCAACCGUUACAUCCAAAUCUAAACGUAACAUCGAUUUCGAGUCCCAGUUACCUGCGGGCAUGAGCGCAGAAAAAUUGAAGGAGCUAGAACGUGGACCUGUCUCUCAGGCGCCACAAGAAGAUAAAGUGUACUCUCCACCCAAAUUCAUUACCCACAUUGAGUCAUGUACAGUGGAAGAAUCGGAAUCAGUCAGAUUCGAAUGUAAGGUGGAACCCAAAGAUGAUCCAAAACUGCGCAUUGAAUGGUACAGAAACGGAAAAUUAUUACCAGCUGGACACCGCUACAGAACACUUUAUGACAUGGGCUUUGUGUCAUUGGAAAUUCUCAAUGUUUACUCCGAGGAUUCCGGUGAAUAUGUUUGCAGGGCUGUAAACGAUUACGGCGAAGACUUCACUAAAGCAAGUGUGUCAUGCAAAAAGCUACCCAAUAUCAUCUUACAGAAUCAAGUACCGAAGGGCAUGAAGAAAUCUGAAACCUUAAUGCAGAUGGAGGCGGCCAUUAAAAAAUACACUUCUGAGGUGUAUUUGACGGAAGAUGAUCUCUACGACAUCGAAAAGAAGCAACCUCCAAGAUUCGUGACACAAAUACAGAACCAAACUGAGCUGGUAGAAAUGCAAACGACCAAAUUUGAAUGUCAACUGGCACCUGUUGGUGACCCUAACAUGAAGGUAGAGUGGUUCUUGAAUGGAAAACCACUGCCUCACAAGAAUAGAUUUACACCUAUUUACGAUUUUGGCUAUGUCGCAAUGAACUUUGGUUGGGUUUACCCAGAAGACAGUGGAGAAUAUGUAUGCCGUGCCACCAAUUUAUACGGCAUGGAUGAAACAAGAGCAGUCAUAAAGACUGCAGGCAAACCAGGAAUUAUCUACGACUCUCAAUUGCCUAAAGGCAUGAAGAGUAUCGAGAAAAUCCGUGAAUUAGAAGCUGCUUGGCAAACGGUACCAGAAGAAAUUGAAGAAGAAUCAAAACCAAGAACCGCCCCCGCUUUUGUUAGCAAACCUGAACCUGUACAAGUGGAAGAAGGUGAAUGGGCGAGAUUCUGUUGCCGUGUUACUGGUCAUCCAAAACCACGUGUUAUGUGGCUCAUCAAUGGACAUACUGUAGUCAGUGGUUCCCGCUACAAACUCACUUACGAUGGAAUGUAUCACUUGGACAUACCCAAAACUCGCCAGUACGACACUGGUAAAAUAGAAGUAAUCGCACGUAGUUCCGUGGGUGAAGCUAUUGCUGAAACAGAACUGAAAAUUAUUCCCAGGCACGAUGACUAUAGAGGAGUUCUUAAAAAUUCGCCUAGACCUUGGUAUGAUCUCGAAUUAUCCCAAUAUCAGAAAGAGCGUAAUGAAACCGAACUCGAACGAGUAUUCGAUGAGCGUAACACUGCUCUCCGUGAAGGUGGACUUCAAGUUCCUGGCGUACAUAUUCAGAGCAAAGAGUACAAAGAACCUGACACAGAAUGGCAACAAACAGUUAAGACCAAGAAAGGACAGGAAUAUUAUACUAAACUGCAAGAACUUGAAAAUGAUCAAGUAACAAAAGAAGUCAAACUCCGUGAAGCAAGCCACCAGUUUGCCAUUCCUGGUGAAAAGAUUGUGAGCAGUUCGAUUGCAAAGGGAAUGGCACAGAAAUAUCAAGAAAGCUUGGAACAAAAACCGGAAGACCAUCCACAUCAUGUACAACUAAGAAAGACGGAAAAGGGACGUGAACUGCAAAUUGAACGCGACGUCCAAAUCGAUUCCAAAAAAGGAGCUUUCCCGCCGCAACCAACUGAAUCCGGUGUGCACGGUCGUGAAAUCUUUGUCACGAAACAGAAACAAACCCAGAAAGAACAACGUGGUGAUGUGGAAAUAACCAGAAACAUCACCACCACUGAAACAACUGACGUUGAGCACAAAGCAAAGACUCAGGAACGUGUCGUUCAGGGUCAAGUACUUCCAUCAAACCCUCCGUUCUUUACCAAAAAAAUCAAGCCAUGCCGUGCUUUUGAAAAUGAUUCAGCCAGAUUUGAAGUAGAAUUCGAUGGAGAUCCACUUCCAAGUGUUACGUGGUACAGAGAAGAUUUUCCAAUAACCAGUUCACCUGAUUUGAAAAUUUAUACGUUUAGUACAAAAUCCAUUCUUGUCUUAAGGCAAGUGUUUAUGGAAGAUUCAGGAGUCUUCAGUGUAAUUGCUGAAAACCGAGGAGGUACCGCUAAGUGUAGUGCCAACUUGGUUGUUCAAGAAAGAAGGCGUUCAGCUCGUGGGGGAUUAAUUCCACCAAGCUUCGUAACUACCAUUCAAAGUACUACGGCUAACGUUGGCCAAUUAGUAAGAUUCGACGCCAGAAUUAAUGGUACCAAACCCAUCGAUGUUAUGUGGUUAAAGAACGGAAAGAAAAUUACAUCUGAUAUUAGAUAUAAGACCUUAGAAGAAGAUGAAGUGUACACCUUGAUAAUUUUAGAAAUAGUACCUGAAGACACCGGAAAGUAUGAAUGUGUCGCCAUGAAUAAUGCUGGAGAGGCCCGUUGCGAAGCUGAAUGUACAGUUGUUCAGCCGAAAACAGCGUCUCAGCCAGCCAAACCCACAACACCCGGAAGCGAGAAGGCACCAACUGUUGUAGAACCACUUAAAGACCAGACCAUCAGAGAAGGUCAAGCUGUCGCUUUCAAAUGCAAGAUUUCCGGCAAACCAGCACCCACCGUGAAAUGGCAGAAAGGAGACAAAGUUAUUAAACCGUCAAAGUAUUUCCAAAUGACCAAAGAUGGGGACUACUACACACUUAGAAUAUCCGAAGCAUUCCCAGAAGAUGAAGGUGUUUACAAAUGUCUGGCGGAAAAUCCGGCUGGAAAGACAAGUGCUCAAAGUAAACUUAAAGUUCUUGCUCCGGAAUCGCAGGACGUCGCCCCUUCAUUGACUCCUAUGAAAGACGUUAUUGUACCUGAAGGAAGUCCCGCUCAAUUCAAAACCACUAUUUCUGGAAAACCGAAACCCACCAUCCAAUGGUUAAGAGAAGGUUUCCUCAUACCAGAAUCACCAGAUUUUCAGAUGAUCCAAGAGGGAAAUAAUGCCAUUUUACUGAUUUCUACGACUUAUGAAGAAGACACUGGCACUUUUAGCUGCAGAGCCACCUCAUCCGCCGGUCAAGUAGAGCAAUCAGCAAAGUUGAUCGUUAAAAGUAAGAAAUCCUCUUGGAGGGAAUACCAAAAUAAACGACCAGGGACGUACCGUAAAUCGUCGAAAAUAGAUGCAUCUAGCACCGAUAAAACUCAAACUAUUACAAAACAACAAUCUGACCAUGGACCUGCGGGAGUAGGUACCAAAAAAUUAAUAUCAGAAGAUGGAUCAAAAGGCGGUGGUCAGCCUUUAGAUCAGGAUGAAUUACCCGUGGGCGAUGAAUCACUACCAUGGCGUCAAGUUACUCUGAAAGUUAAAUCAAGAAAGAGCUCAUUGGGUGUACAAAAGAUAACAACAGAUGAGCGGGUUCAAAAGCAACAACAGGCUCAACCUUGGACGAAUGAAAAGAUUGUAUUAAAGAAAACGCAGAUAGAGAGGAAAGAAGUGACUAAAGAAAAAUUGGAAGAGGUGGAUUUGAAACCCAGUCAACCCCAACAAUCCGUAAUACCUAAAGAAACACUGGAGAGUGUUUCACUUAGGAAAGUUACUGAUCAAAUAAAAACCACUCACACUUCGGUUAGUAAUUUAACUGGUGAAGAAAGAAAAGAUUUAAUAAUUGAAACUAGUCAAAUAGAUGAAACGCAGAGAUUAAAAGUUGAUGACAGGCAAGAAACAAAGCAACAGGCUGAUGUUGACAAAAGAGUACACGUUGAAGAUAAAACCCUAUUAACCUUAGAUGAAAGAGAAAAUACACAACAAACCGAAAAGUUGAUUACUAAAGGUUGGGCAAGAGGUAAAAAAUCGGAGCAGUUAGAACGAAAACAGUUUACAGAAGAUCAAACUAUGCUACAAUUGUCUGAAGACGAGAAAGAAGUCCGUCAAGAGAAAGCAGAAGUUAGAGGAUGGCGUAAACCUAAAACAGAAACCGUUGAGCAACCUGAGAAACCACAAGAAACCAAACCUGAACAAAUACCGUGGAAUAAACAAGAAAUUGUCCUUAAGAAAACUACACGUGAACAAAAAGUAAUACCUUCGCAGACAUUGGAAGAGACGACACUAAAGUCUCAAAAAAUAGGAAAGCGAUUCACCGAAGACGAAACAACCUUAACUAUAUCUGAAAAAGAGGAAAUUACACAACAUAAAGAAACUAAAAAACCUUUGCAAAAACCGGAACAGCCUCUUAAGUCAUCAGUUCAACAUACUGAAGAAAGUGAAUCUUUAAAAGUAACUCAAACUGAAGAUAGAACUGAGCAACUUCAACCAAAAGGUUGGCGUAAGCCAAGGGAUGAAAAGGAAAAACCAUUACAGCCUCAGAAACAUAUUGUUGAAGAGACAGAAGAACAACCUAAAUCUAUAGACAAACCUGCUAUAGAACAAGUUAAACCCUCAGAACCUAUACCUUGGAAUAAACAAGAAAUUAAAUUAAAGAAAACUGAAAUACAACGAAAGCAGGUGGAGAAAGAAAAUGUGGAAAGCAUUCAAUUAAAAUCUACAACUGAGGAUUCUAAACUAAUUAAGGACCAAAUAGAAUCAGUUGUGCCUCUCCAAAGUGUUGUUGAUUCAACUGAGCAAACUGUCGUUGAACAAACUGUGGAAUCAAAAUCUUGGCGUAAACCAAAAUCAAAAGAACAAGAAGUUGAACAUAAAAAAUUAGAAGAAAUAAUUCCAGAAAAGGACAAAGAAGAACCUAUUCCAUGGAAUAAACAACAAAUCCAAUUAAAACGAACAACUAAACAACAGAAGGCGAUAAUUACUGAAAAGAUUGAAGAUGUUCAAUUAAAACCAGUUAAAAAAUAUGAAGAAGAUAAAUCUACUCUUGAUGAAACUAAAAAAGAAACUCUAAUAGAAAAGGGAUGGCGUAGAGGUGAACCAAAGCAACCUCAAGAUGAUACUCAUAAAAUUGAAGAAAUAGACUUAACUCCGUCGGAACCUACAACAGAAGAUCAGCCAUUAGAAGAAAGAGGUUGGCGCAGAGGUAAGCCAAAACAACAACCAGAAGUUAUUCAUAAAGCUGGAGAAGAAGAGUUCAUUCCACAAUCUGGAGUAGUUGAGACUCUUAAGCCGGUAGAUAAGAAAAAACUUGAAACUGUUGUUCCAUGGACUGAAGAAUCAAUUCAACUCAAAAAGACGACUAAAGAAGUUGUCCAAAAAACAAUAACUGAGCAGGCACAAGUAUUAGAAGAUGUGAAGCCUGCCAAAGCAGAAGAAAAACCGCUAGAAGAACGAGGAUGGCGCAGAGGUAAACCAAAGCAGCCACAAGAAGUUAUUUAUAAGACUGAAGAGGAAGAAUUCCGUCCAUCAGAACCACAGUCCGAAACAAUUGAGCCCCUUAAACCAAUAGACAAGAAAAAACCAGAGAGUCGUGUAGAUGAAACUGUUAUUCCAUGGACUCAAGAAACAGUACAGCUUAAAAAGGCAACUGAACGUCAAAAAGUUACCGAAAAAUCACAAAUCGACACAACACAAACAAUUGAGGAUGUAAAAACAACAAAAAUAGAGGAACAAAAAUUAAAAGAAAGAGGAUGGCGUAGAGGUAAACCAAAGCAGCCUCACGAAGUUAUUUAUAAGACUGAAGAAGAAGAGUUCCGCCCGUCAGAACCACAAUCCGAGACAAUACAGCCCAAAAAGGCAACUGAACAUCCAAAAGUUACCGAAAAAUCAGAAAUCGACACAACACAAACAAUUGAUGAUGUAAAAACAACAAAAAUAGAGGAACAAAAAUUAGAAGAAAGAGGAUGGCGUAGAGGUAAAUCAAAGCAGCCACAAGAAGUUAUUUAUAAGACUGAAGAAGAAGAGUUCCGUCCAUCGGAACCACAGUCCGAGACUAUUGAGCCACUUAAGCCAAUAGACAAGAAAAAACCAGAGAGUCGUGUAGAUGAAACUGUUAUUCCAUGGACUCAAGAAACAAUACAGCUCAAAAAGGCAACUGAACGUCAAAAAGUUACCGAAAAAUCACAAAUCGACACAACACAAACAAUUGAGGAUGUAAAAACAACAAAAAUAGAGGAACAAAAAUUAGAAGAAAGAGGAUGGCGUAGAGGUAAACCAAAGCAGCCUCAGGAAGUUAUUUAUAAGACUGAAGAAGAAGAAUUCCGCCAGUCAGAACCACAAUCCGAGACAAUACAGCCCAAAAAGGCAACUGAACAUCCAAAAGUUACUGGAAAAUCAGAAAUUGACACACCACAAACAUUUGAAGAUGUAAAACCUACAAAAAUAGAGGAACAACUGUUAGAAGAAAGAGGAUGGCGCAGAGGUAAACCAAAGCAGCCUCAGGAAGUUGUUUAUAAGACUGAAGAAGAAGAGUUCCGUCCGUCGGAACCACAGUCCGAGACUAUUGAGCCACUUAAGCCAAUAGACAAGAAAAAACCAGAGAGUCGUGUAGAUGAAACUGUUGUUCCUUGGACUCAAGAGGCAGUAAAACUUAAAAAGACUACCAAGUCUGUAAAAGUUGCUGAAAAAUCAGAAAUUGAAACAGUAGAUCUGAAACCUGUUAAAAAAUCUGUUGAUCAAAUCACAGUUGAAAGUGAAGAGGAGGUUGAAAUUAAAGAGUUAGAAAAAGUUACUGAGAAAGAUAAAAUUCAGAAACCUAAGAGAACGAAAAUAUCCAAAACUACUAAAGAAACAGAUGUAGAAAAUAUUGAUGUAACUAAAGAAAUUGGGGAGGAACCAAAAACUGUUAUUGUGGAGACUGUAACUGAAGUUGAAGACACCAUUGUUCUAAAACCUAUGGAGGAAGAAUUAAAACCAAAGACGCCAAAAGAAACAAAAAUAAAACCUACUCCAAAAAUUAUUGAGGAAACUAUUGCAUUUGAUAAAAUAAAACUUAAGCCUACGCCAAAACAUAAAAUACCAGAAUCAUCAGAAGAGAUAGAAACCGUCACGCUUAAGCAUUUACAAGAUACAUCUCAAGAAGCUAAAGAAUUAAAACAGACACCAAAAACCAAACAUAUAAAGAAGAAAGAAGUAGACCUUCCAGAAAUUCCAGAUGCAGAAAAAUAUGUUCCCGAAGAACCAGAAAAGAUUGAAUUUGAAGAAAAAACUAAAGAUGUUGAGGAUAAACCUGCAGUUCCGUGGCGUCGGGAAGUCAAACCUAAACCUGAAGAUAUUAAGCCAGAGGAACCGAAACUUAAAAUAGGCAAAGGUAUUAUUCCCAAAGAUGAGGAAGUACCAGAGAAGGUUACCCUUAAACCAGUUAGAAAAGAUGAGCCUCAUGAAACAAAAGGUGUAGAUAAAUCAAAGCCUAUUAAAUUAGAAGACUCCGAAUUGAAGUUUAAAGAUUUUGAACCAAUCCAAGUUAAGCCAUCCGUUAAAGAUAAACCAGAAAAUGUUCCGGUCAAAGAAGACGAGGAUGAAACUGUUCCUAAAAAAGAACCUGAAGAAGAAGAAAAGGUGUCUGCACCUCGUGCUCCAUGGAGACGAACACCCAAAUUGAAGGAAGAGGAAAUUCCUCAAGAAAAGGAUUGGCCUAGAGGCAAACGUUUGCCCAAAGAGGAAAAAGUAACCGAACCUGUGACUCUCAAACCAAUUAAAAAGGAAGAAGAUAAAACGCCUACUGAAAAGGUGGUUAUAGAAGAAAUUAAAUAUCAAACACCUCAGGAAAUUCCUUCAAAAGAAACUGAUGACACUAUAAAAAUAAAAUAUCCUGACGAGCAACCUGCUCCAGAAGUCAGAGGAUGGCGAAGAGGUAAGAAACCACUAAAAGAAAAGGAAGAAGUUCCUGAAAAAUUAGCUGAAGAGGAAGCUCCAGAACUCAUUCCAACACAACUAGUAGAUACUACAGAACAAAAGAUUGCAGAAGAACCAGUAGAAGUUGUAACACAAAUUACAUUAAAGGACAAGAAAAAGAAGGUUACAAAAACGAUUACAAAAUCAGACGAGAUGCCCAAAGAAGAAGAGACCCAAGAAUUCCAAAAGGAAAUCGAUGUUAAAAUUACAUCAAAGAAGGUUAAAACCGAACCAUUUCAUCCAUUACCUUUUGAUGACAGUCAACCUAUUCCUGAAUUAGAAAUAAUUUCACAAAAGAGAGUAGUGGAAACUACUGAUAAGUUACCAGAAGAAGAUAUGAAAGAAGAUGUGAAUAUAGAAGAAAGCAAAACAGUUACGAAAUCAUUAAUACAAACUACCAUUGGAGAAAAAAUUAGGAAAAAGAAUGUCGCACCUAAAUUUACCCAACGUGUCGAGCCAGUUGUUGCUGAACCAGACAAACCUGCAAAACUAAUAUGUAAAGUUAUUGGUACACCAAUUCCUGAAAUUACAUGGUACAAAAACGAAGCUGUUUUCCAUGGAAACGAAAGAGUAACUAUAAAUGUUUACGAAGACACAGUUACAUUAGAGUUCUCCAAAGUAGAGCCUCAAGAUGUAGCAAUUUAUUCUUGCAAGGCAAGCAAUCCGGCAGGUGUUGCGACUUCUACAGCCAACCUUGUCAUAUUAGAAAAAGAAGAAACAGGAGUUGCUCCUAAAUUUAUUCAACCAUUGAAACCUCAAAUUGUAAAAGAAACAGAAAUGGCCAUUUUGGAGUGUACAGUAAUAGGAACACCAACGCCUAACGUGAAAUGGUAUAAAGGAAAUGAAGAAAUUAAGCCCAAUGAGUCCAGAAGAGUAAGCUUCAAUCCAGAAACUGGCGUUGCCACAUUGGAAAUUUUAGAGCCUACGCCUGAAGAUGAAACUAUCUUCAAAGUUACUGCUGAUAAUAAAUUCGGAAAGGCAGAAUGUCGGGCCAACUUGGUUAUUUCAAAAUCUGUAUUAGUUUCUCAACCAACUGUAAUGUAUGCACCUUCCAUAGUGAAACCUGUAAAAGCCACUGUAGCUACAUCAAGUGAGGAUGUUGUAUUAGAAACUGUUUUUGAAGAAGGUCAACCAAAGCCACAAAUUGCAUGGCUUAGAAAUGGUAAACCCAUUAAAACAGAUGAUAACUAUAACAUAAUUGUUGACGAUAAGAAGAGCACGUUGAAAAUAAACAAGAAAACAAAAACGAAACAGAAAUCAGGAAAAUAUGAAAUUGUCAUUAAAAACGAAAAGGGUGAGGCUCGUUCAUCAGGAACCGUAAUAAUUUCAGAUGAAAAAACUGAUGCCAGACCUCCUCAAUUCAUUCAACCUAUCAAACCUCAAAUAGUAAGCAUAGGUGAUGUGGUAAUACUAGAAGCCACUGUGGAAUCGUACCCCACCGCCACUUUUGAAUGGUACUGUCAAUCGACGCCAAUUACUUCAACACCUGACACAAGAAUUGUGACGAUGGAUAACAAAUCAAUAUUGCUCAUCAGUGAAGUGUCUCCAGAAUUUGCAGGACCCAUAACUUGCAGAGCUGAAAACGCCGUGGGCUCUGUCACAUGCACAGCUACGUUGAGUUUAGUUGAUGAAACUGUUUGGGAGGAAGCAGGAGAGGUAGAAUAUCCCAGAUUUGUUCAACGUAUAAAACCUGUACGCGUUAUGGAUGGAGAAAAGGUCACAUUUAACUGUGUGGUCACUGGAAAACCAAUUCCAAAGGUUCAAUGGUACCACAACGACAAGCCUGUUGUUGAUGCUAAAGAUGUCGUAAUUUACCAAGACUCUGAAGGUGUAUGCAGUUUAGCUAUUUCGGAAGUAUUCCCUGAAAAUGCUGGCGAAUACACUUGUCAAGCUGUGAAUAAAGUUGGCGAAGCUAUUUGUAAAUCAUCCUUAAUAGUAGAAGCUUAUGAGUACGUCCCCGACUCGGAAUUGGGUCACUUGACUGGCUCAGAGGAGGAUCUAUUAGCUGAUAAGACAAUAAGUGAAGAAGUACUUGAUAUUACAUCAGAUACAGAAAUUGAGACUGCACCUAAAAUUAUUAAGAAACUACCAGAAACUAUUACCACCAAAGAUGGAGAUGUUACGAGAUUGGAGGUACAGGUAACAGGCAAACCAAAGCCAGAAGGCAAAUGGUUAAAGCAAGGAGAGGAAAUCGUCCCAUCCAGUGAAUUCAUUAUAGAAAACUAUGAGGAUGGUACUUCUGUACUCACAAUUUCUGAAGUCUACCCUGAUGAUACGGGAGAUAUUACAUAUGAGGCACAAAACUCACUAGGAGUCGCUGUAACUACUACUCAAUUAUUAGUAGAGACAACUGAAGGUAUUCUGGGUACCAAAGAAUACAGGAAGCCAGAAUGGGUAACUCACAUGGAAGAAUUGAAAGAAGCACUAUCAGCUGCACAAAGUGCUCCAACAUUUGUUCAAGAAUUCACAGAUAUUCGAACUACUCAAGCUGAGACUAUUAAAUUUGAAUGUCAAUUCUCUGGAACACCUAAACCAGAUGUUAUUUGGUAUCAUGAUGACAAAAUUAUAAGAAACACAGACAAAGUGAAGAUUCGCAUAGAAGACAAUAAAACAAGCUGCACAAUAUCAGAGGUAGACACUGAGCAUGUUGGCACUUACGUCUGCAAGGCCGUAAGUGACCUCGGUGUGGCUACCACGAAAGCAAAACUGUACGUCCAAGAAAUACCCGAAACCAAGAAGAAAGAAAUUCUCCAGAGAAUAGCCAAAGAGAAAGAAGAAAUAACAAUCAAAGAAAAAGUAAAGGUUGAGAAGAAACGCGAAGAAAGAAGAAAGAAACGCGGAUCAAUAACUGUGGAGGAAUCAAAACCGUUACAAGUAACCAGCGUACAGUCCACCGAAACAGUGGAGGAGUUCACCAAAUCGGUAGUCGAAGAAGAAAAGGUAAAGCCGACGCUUGAAUUGCAAGAACCAGUCCAAGUGGAAGCUGUUGCCUCGUCCAAAAAGAUAGAUCAACCUUCCCCAGACAAACCAGAAGAAAAAGCCACUGAGCUGAUUUCACCACAAGAACCGACAUAUUCGGAGCAAGUAAUUCUAGAAGAAACCCUGAAAGACCUUGAGAAGUUCAUUCCCAAAGAUCAAAUUGCCAAGACAGAUAUACAAAAGGUUGUAGAGGAAUUCGCCGAUUUUGCUCAAGUAAGACUUGAAGAAAUCGUCACCAAAUGCGAAACUAUAGUCAAGAAAGGAGAACUGAAAAUGGCCAAAGAAGUUUCACAACUUCUGGACUUGAUUAAAGCAAAGGAGUUUGGCCCUGGCGAAAAACCUUUGCGUGAAAUCGCCGAAAUUGGAUAUUUAUUAAGGAACGGAAUCACCAUAAAGGAAGUCACGAUUUUGUAUGACGAAGACAAAUUUCCUUCUCUAAAGACACCACAUGUGCAAUCAGCUUUGGUGAACGUUGUUGAAAGAAAAGGAUAUGGGCCUCUUAUAACGGAAGUUCUUACGGAAGAAACGACAAUAGAUGAAACCAAAUUGGCUGCUACAGUUGGGUUCAGAGCAUUUAUGAAGAUGGUAGAACUCAACUACGUCACUAUCGAAGAGGUUAUUACUGACUUUAAGCCGGAAGACUUUAUGCAAAGUCCUUGGGAAUCAACUGAAGUCUUAGAGACUAUUAAACCAACAUUUAAAGAAAUGGUCACUAUCAGCGAAGAAGUUGAGGUGCUAGAAGGUGAGUCCGUGUGUGUUUUGCUUUAUGCCAAAUCGAGAACAAUUGUAUUGCCGGUCAAUGUUUUUAAUGUGAUAUACCUGAAACAUAAAAUAGUUGUUUUGUUUGUACUAAUAAAUGGCUUAAAUAAAAUAUUGAAUUUAUUUUUUCUUUCGUAACCAGAUACGGGCAAAAUUGUGAAGAAGAAAAUCAAAAAGAAAGAAGAAACUAGUGAAACCCUUCAAGUUGAAGAAGAGCGUUCUACAGUGAAAAAGAGAGAAUCUGCACAUCCUGAGUCUACAGAAUCUGUAAAGGAAGUAAAAGAUAUUACGAAAUUACCUGUUGAUAAAUCAGAUACUGAAACAGAGUCCAUUGCUAAAAUUAAAAAAGUCAAAAAACACAAACAAAUUACACUCAAAGAAACUGAGAAAAUUUUGUCUGCGACUACGCACGCAGUAAAACCAACGGAUGUUGAAAAUGUUACGGAAAUGUCUCCGAUUGAAGAUUCUUCGCGUAAAGAGUUUCCUACUAAUUUGGCACAACAAUAUUCUGAGGCUUUGUCUACCUUAGAAAUAACGCAUGUAGACCAAGACAUUUCACCACAAACUGCUGACAAACAUUUAUCUUCACAAACGGCUAUUACUCAAGAACAGACAGUUUGUCAAGAAAAAGAGGGUGAGACUCUUCCAUUCUCAAUGAAACCUGUCACUGCAGAACCUACUCUAAAUAUGCUGGAAGCUUAUGAAACGUCACAAAGACAAUCGCAUGAAGUUCCAGUAACAUUCGACAAAGAAUUUAUUCCAAAAACAUCUACGGCUGAAAAAAAUAUUUCAGAACAAGAACAUUUGGUGGUACAAGAAGUUCAUAUACAACAGAGUUCUAGUCAAUUAACUGAAGUAGAAACUAGUAAAUCCGUCGCUGAAUCUUCAUGGUUGCCUGAAACUGCUAAAGUUAUUUCAGAGGUUAUUCCGUCCCAAAAAGAAGAUCAGUUAGAGCAGUUCCAAAAAACAUUAAAAACCGGUUCAUUAGUUAACACUCCAAUUUUGAACGCCGAGCCCUUUAUUCAAAAUAAUGUGGUUCAAAUGAAUGAAAAUAUUGUAAAGGAAAAUGUUGUAAUAGACGUGCAUCCCCAUUCCGCUCUUAUUCAAGAGGAAACGUUGUUACAGGAAAAAGAAGGUCAACAUUCGAAACAAAGCACAACGUUUGAAUCAGCUUCCAAAACCUUUAGUGAAUUGGAGGCUUUACAAAUAAUGGAACAAAAUGUUGAGAAUAAUCCCGGCGAAUUUGACGCCAGCUUCAGACCAAAUACAUCGAAUGCAACUAAGAAUAUCAUUCCUCAAGAGGGUUUGAUUGUACAACAAGUUAAUGCAGAUGAUAAAACGUCCGAUAUUAUUAAGCAAAAUAUAAUUAAUUCUCAGGCUAAGGUGUCCGUAAAUGAAUUACAAGCCACCGAAGUUUCUGAAAUUCAGGUAUCCAACAAAGAGAAUGUAAUGAAUGAAUUUGAACUACCCGGAGGUGUAAAAAUUAGUGGCACAUUCACAACUAAUGAAAGUAUAAAUGUUGAAGAACAAUAUCCCAAAUUGUCGGAAGAAACACUGGUUACUAAAAAACCACAGACAGCACAACCUAAAAUGAAAAUCGAUACCAAUGAAUCAGUCAUUGUGGAAGAAGUUUUGCCUGAAGUUAAGCCCGAAAAACAUCUACCAGAAGCCUUUGUACCCACCGAGGUAGCAACCGAAAAAGUGAUUCCUCAAAAAUCACUGACGCAAUCGGAAAUUGUGGCACCUGAACAAGAGGGUGACUAUUCUCCUGGGAGAUUGCCACCUUCUCAAAGUGCAAACGUGGAGUUUACUACCGGCCAAAGUAUUACUAUUGAGCAAACUCAAAUACAAGAAAAAGAAAACAUAUUGGAAAAAGAGAAAAGUCCUGAAAAAAUGAACGUAUCUUCAGAUUUGAUUCUUUCAGAGGGCGUAUAUGUUACAAGUGUUGAUUCACAACAGGCUCACACAGAUAUGACCAAAGAAGAAUUAAAUAAACAAAAGGCAAAUAUAGAUUAUAUAUCUAGAGAAUCUGUUAUCACACAAAGUGUUAUUCCUGCGGAGUCUGAAAACUUGUAUGAAGGUGCACCUCAACCAAACACAUUAAAGGCUCAAACUAAUAUUUCGUGUUUAGACAUAGGCUCGCAUUUAGAGGUGAAUGUUCAAGAAACUGAGGAUCAAUUUGUACCUGACUCUAAACCUUUGCAGGUUUUGGCAAAUGUUAAUAUUAAACCAAACGAAUAUGUUAAUAUAUCUGAGACAUUAUCCAGCGAUACCGUUGAUGUGUUCUCAGACAAGAUUAAAUUUAAAACUGAUAAAGCUACUCUUGAUAUAAUAAGUACUGAAGCUAAAAAUGUUACGGAAUUGACCAUUGGGGAAUCAGAAAGCAAAUUUAUAACUGAGCAACCCACUACACAAACUGUUGAUGCAGGUCUUACAAAACCACAACAAGAAAUUGAAGUAUCAGAAAUGCACAUUUUAGAAAGUGAAAAGAGUUUAAAACAAUUUGAAAUUCCGGAAAGUCAUAAAAGUAAAUCGGUUAUUACACAUAUGUUGACAACAGGAAUAACAGAACAAACUAAUAUUACGUCGGAGACUGCAGAGCUGAAAUUGGGUUCUGAAGAUAUUUGCACUGCUGAAAUGUCGCAAAAUUAUCAGACUGAAACCAUAAUCAGUGACACUAUUCCUUUGGAAAAUACAAGUACAGUUGAACAGAUUAAACCAGAUACUAAAGAAGCUGUUUUAACUUUAUCAGAAAUUCAGGGGCUGAAUGUCUCAGAAAUUAUAUUGAAUCAAAAAGAGCAAGACUAUAAUCCAAAAUUAGUUCCUUCUGGGCAGCAAGCUGUUGUAAAUAUUGACGGACAGACUAUAGCAAGUCAAUCAAUAGCUGAUUCACAGAUAUCAACUGAUAACCUCAAAAUUCCACAAGUUGAGAAGAUGCAAGCCAAUACACAACAAGAUGUUCUGGAAAGUGUGGAAAUUAGUCAGUGCAAUGCUGCUGAAAAAGAAAAAGAAUACAUUAUUGAUGAUGUAAAUAAAAAGAAUGCCAUUAUAGAACUAACUGGAACACACCUAGGGGCAAACAUAUCCCAAGUACUAAUAAAUGAAAAAGAACAAAAUCUUAUUGAAGAUGCUAAGCCCACAAAAAUAACUGCACUACCGAAUAUUGUUAUGCAAGAUGUAGUCGUUCAAUCUGAAAUUGAAACACUAGUACAUGCUGAUAACAUCGAACAAACUGAACCUUUAACAGGUCGUGCCAAGAAGUAUACACGACCACAAGAUGAAUUAAUUGUUACUGAAACUAAUGUCGUGGAAGUAGAAAAGACAUUAGCACCAGAUACUUUCCCCAAUUCUAAACAAGUAAACGUAGAGAUUUUACCUGACCAAGGAAUAUCUGUCACAGAAAUAACAGCUAAUCAAAAAGAGGAACGAUUGGAUGUUUCUGUUCCUGAUACAACCCAAGCAAAUGUGAACAUAAGUGAAAAUCAAGUGGCAAUUAACGAAGUAAUAAUACCCAGUGAUCAGCCGCAACAGUAUCAAAAACAAGAUGCUCAAAAAUUCAAUGCUUCUGAGCACCACGACGUACUGCACUCAUUGGUACAAACUUGUUUCACACCUGGUGAAAAGGAAGGUGAAAAGAUGGCGGAUGUUAAACCUGACUUAAAACAAGUUGAUGUCACCUAUUUAGAAUCGCAAAGUAUUAAUGUUUUAGAAGUAAAAUCAAAUGAGACUGAGAACACCUUGCCGGACACUGUGAUGCCAGAAGGCACACUCGGUAAUGUCUCUAUUAUUCCUCAUACCAUCGCCAUAAAACAGGAAACUUUAUCUGAAAAUUCACUAGGACCCUUAACGGAUUUUGAUCAUAAAACUGGAAAUGCAGUGUCCAAUUUUGAACACCUACAAAGUUUGGUUACAUCAGAAAUGCUCCCUUCUGAGAGUGAGUCAGCUUUAAUAGAGGUGAAACCUUCAGAAAACUUUGCAGUCAAGGAUAUUGAAAUUGGAGAAGGAGUAUCCAUUACAAGCGUAACACCUGCUUACAAAGAAAGUACUUUAGACAAAGAUACUGUUGAUUAUAGAAAUGCUCUCAUAAAUGUUUUGCCUAAAGAUGAGCUUCAAGUAAACGAAACAUUUACUCAGUACAGCACUAAAAAUAUAGAAGAAGCAGAGCACCCAACUGGAUCUGCAGUUAAAUCGCACAUUGAACAACAAGCUUUGACAAAUAUUGAAACUGUACUAGGAGAAACUGAACAAAUUCUAGGUAAAAAGGAACUUCCAUCGCUUCAAAAUGUUGCUGUUGAAUUUGAAAAAGCGACAGCCACACAAAUAUCGGAAGUUACAGCUUCGGAAAAGGAGACUCAAAGGGAAUCAACUGAAAAAGUGGAAAACAAGACUGCAAAUGUUAAUGUUGACGCCCAAUUCGUGGCUGAAACAACUGAAGCAAUUGUUAAUGACAAUGUAACUAAGGUUCCUACAGAAACACCACAAGGUGUAAAUGCACAACUCGAACAAAUUCCAUUAGAAAGUAUUAGUCUUACCCAAUCCCAAGUACAUGACAGCGAGAAGCCGUUUGAAGAUACACCUGUUGAUAAAAAAGCUGCCGCUGUAGUUUUCGAAGAAGGAGUGAGUGUGUCUAUCACUGAAAUUAAUACGGAAGAGAAAGAACAUACGUUUGAUACUCCAGUUACGGAAGCGAAUAAAAAAGUUAAUGUUGACUUUGAAAAACAAGAGGCACCAACAAGUUUAAUAGUAACUUCUCAGGAAGCACUGAAAGAUUUGUCCGUUACUAAACCCCAAGAUAAUUAUGCAUUUGGAGAUUAUGUACCUAUAAAUUCACUACUAGUUGAAGAGACUAUUACACACGAAUCUGAGCGGCUUUCAUAUCAAGAGCCUGUAGAAGGUAAAGUAGGUAAUAUAAUAAUUAACGAGGAGCAAGGAAUCGUGAUAGAAUCAGUAUUACCACAUGAACGGGAAGACAAAUUUUCUGAAAAGUCACUUGAUCUAACUAUGGCAAACUUAGUCCUGAAUGACUUUAAUGAAGUACCGAUUUCAACACUUACUGAAGCCAUUGAUAAUGUCACAGACUUCAAGCAAAAGAAACCAGAACAUAGCUUAGCUGAAGGUUCAACGAUUCCACAUAGUGGUGUAAUAAAUUUAGAACAGGUGGCGGGUGAAAAAGAAAAGGAGUUGGAAGGAAGUGCCAAACCAACAUCAGUAACAGCUUCAGUUGACUUUGAACAUUCAGUUGGAAUAAUAACUGAAGAAUCAGUAGUAGCUCAAAAAGAAGAUGCUUUAGAGCAAUUAAAAUAUCCUCAAGAGAAAAAUGCUCAGCCCUCUAUAGACAAUUUCCAUAAAAUCGCAGAAAUUAUUUUAACUGAAACUUCGGAACAUCUAAACAAAAUUGUUACCAAUAUUCCUGAAGGAAAAGUGGCAACUCCCUUAGACACAACAUUAAUUCCUUUGGUUAUAAGCGAAAAUAUUUCAGAAGAAAAGGAAAUAUUGUUCACUGAUAAGUUUAAACCUAUUACCAGUACGGCACAAUCUUCACUGGAAGAAGGAAAGAAAGUAAUAAAUAUAGAGGAAAUUACUAGUCAAGAAAAGGAAACAAGUUUCACUUCUAUCGAUAAGUUUGAUGAUCAUAAAGCAUCUAUAGACAUAGAACCUGUAAAUGUUCCACAGAUUACUGAAAUAUUUUCACAAACUUCAGUUAAAGAAACAUCUGAAUCAGAAAUAAAGAACGUAAAUGCCACAAUUAAGCACCCAAGAUUUGACGAAGUUAUUCAAUCAGUCCCUGAUAUAAUGGAAAAAGAGGAUGUCUUUGAAGGCAGUAUAGAUAGAACUUCACAAGUUGCUCAAGGAACUGUGGAGGAAAUCAAGGUUCCUUCACUGAGCGAAACAAUUGCUGCGGAAAGCGAAUCUAAAUUGUUGAUUUCUAAAAAGCCAGAAGAAGCUUUAGCACUUAAAAGCUUAACAAGUAAUAUAUCAACGGAAACCAGUGAAGUAAUGUCCAUAAUGAAUGUGGAAGCUUUAAAAACUGAAGGAUUCACAUUUGCAGAAUCAACUGCAUCCCAAGAUGUGCUACAAAGCAUUAAAGUUAAUCAGCAAAUAGCAGUUGAAAGUAUUCAGGAGAUUUUAGGAGAAGUAAAGCCGUCUCAAACUUCAGCGGAAUCGAAAAUAGACGUGAUGACGCAUGUUAAUAUCUCAGAAGUAAAAUCUGAAAUAAAUCCAGUGAACUUAGAAGAGUUCAAAUUCCAAUCUACUACUGCUGAAUCUUCUGUUAAUAAUUUGGAAUCUUUAGAGACUUCAGAAGUAUUCCCUUCGGAAGGGAUUGUUAAUUUAAGCGAUGAAGAUAAGACCAAAUCUGUAAAAGCAGAAUUUUUACAAGAUACUCACAAAGUUCUAAUUUGUAGUCAGCCAAUAACCGGUGAACGCGAAACACUCUUUGAUGGUCAACCAUCUGUUGAUAAAAAAAUUGCAGAAACAGUUAUCGACCAGAUUACACCACUCAGUGUUACGGAAGUUCACGAUGAACAAGAGGUAACAAGCGACGAAGCUGAAGUAAAACCUGUAACAAAAACGGCCAAUAAAGAUCUUAUUACAGGUUUACCUGUGGCUUUACAAACUCAAAUCAAAACGGAAGAAGGCAUUAAUAAAAUAAAAACUGUAUUACCACUUAAAGAGCAAGCUGAAACUACUCAAAGUAACUUUGAAUCAAUUAUUGUGACCACUGACCAGGUACAAGAAAAGGAGAAAAGUUUCUCCGAAACUCCUGUUACGACAGAGAAAGCUGAUUUCAGUUUGCUCCCUAAAAGUCAUCUUAUAAUAACGGAAACCAAAUCUACAGAGAUUGAACAGCCCAUUUUGAAGAAAGAGCCUUUCAAAUCAAAUGUAGAUGUAACAUUAUUGCCACAAUAUGCACAAGAAAUCACCGAAGUUAAGUCUCAUCAAGGUAUCGAGCCUUUAAAACAGGAGGAAACCAAUUUAACUGAAGCAAAUAUUGAACAAGUGCCAGUGAAUCCAUUGGAGGUUUCGGAAAUUAUUACAAACGAAUCGGAACGUCAUUUAAAACGUGACGAAGUUCCCUCAUUUACUAGCGUUGAAAAAUCAAUUGAGCAACCUAGACAAACGGCUGUAACUUCGGAAACAUUUACAUCCCAAGUAGAAACGGAACUCAAAGAAGAAAAGAUAAAUGUCACAAAAGCCAAUAGUUUUAUAGAUGAUCUAAAAGGCAUUGAAAAGUUUCAACCAACUGCAUUUGAAUUGGUGGAAAAUUUAAAUAUUAAACAGGAAGGUUUAAAAACGGCGAAUAUAAAAACAUCUUCUCGGGAAUCAGUAUUAAGCACAGACACAUUUUUACAUGGUUCUACAGAUGUAUUGCCAAAGGAUGAGGCAGAACCGAAGACAGCUAAUAUAUUACUGAUAUUAAAUGAAGGAUUAAAAGUAACUGAAACAAAUAUAGAAGGUACAACUGGAAAGAGAGUGACUGAGUUAACAGCAAAAGAAAAUAUUGCUGAAAAAAGUCUUCAAACCAUGUCUGUUGGUCUACAUGAGGAAACGUUAGUUUUAGAGAGGCCUGAACUAUUGAAAGAUGAAUCGCAAAAGACAUCUUUUGCAAAGAAAGAUAUAUCUGGUUUGGAAAAGCAUGGACUUCUAGUAACUGAACAAAAAUCGACAGGUAAUUUAAAAGAUAUUGAACCACUUUUGGAGAAACCAAAGUCCAAGACCGUAAAUGUGUUACUGGAUAUUUCUCCAAGUUUGCAGAUAAGUGAAGUACAACUACACGAGCUCGCAGGACCACUGGAUGAAACAGAACCACACAAAACACAAGCCCGAAUAACACAAACAAGCACGUCAUCCCACAACGUAGAAAAACACAUACCCAAUAUUCGACAAGAUACAGACACUGAAGUGACACAUGAAAUUAUUACAAAGUUUAAAAGUAGCCCGGAUAGUGACAUAAGUUCUCAAACAACCAAACGUACAAUAGUUAAAAGCAAAGACAAAUCAGUAAAUGAUGUUAUUAUUGAUGAAAUACUUGAGGAAACACCAACUGAAAUACCAGAAAAGUCCAGUCCAAUGAUUGAAGAAAUAGAAACUUUACCAUUGCUGCCUGAACAUAUUGAAGAACUGCCCGAAGAAGUACAUGUUUUGGAAAAGGUAUCAGAAGAUGGAAAAAGUGAAAAGCAAAUUAUUAAAAAACGUGUCAUAAAGAAACAUAAAGGUGGAAAACAAGAAAAGACAGAAAUUGUUACAGUUCAAGAAGAGGGUAAAGAACCAAAAUCUACAGUAACAAUUCAAGAAUUGCUUGAAGAUGAAGAUAAACCCACAGAAAUUCAAGAAUUACCAGAAGAAGUUCAAGUUAUCGAAGAAGAGUCGGAUGAAGGAACAAAAAUUCAAAAGAAAAUUAAGAAACGUGUCAUUAGAAAACGUAAGGGAGAUAAACAUGAAGCAACAGAGAUAGUGACAGUUGAAGAAAGUGGGAAAGAGCCACAAACAACUGUAACCACGAAAGAAAUUAAAGAAGACAGUUUUCCAUUUGAACCCCAGGAAAUUGAAGAAUUACCGGAACAUGUGCAUGUAAUUGAACAAGUCAAGCCAGAUGGCCAGAAAGUAAUGAAGACUAUUAAAAAGAGAGUAAUUAAAAAACGCCUUGGUGAUAAACAUGAAGAAACAAAAAUAGUAACUGUGGAGGAAGAAGGAAAGGAGCCCGAAACGACCGUUUCAGUCGAAGAAAUCACAGAAGAUGUUCCUGAAAUAAUUGAAGAGUCACCCGAACAAGUUCAAAUUAUAGAGGAAACCAAAUUAAGUGGAGAGAAAACUAAGAAAUUAAUAAAAAAGCGUGUCAUUAAAAAACAUAAGGGUGAUAAACAAGAAGCAACUGAAAUUACAACCGUAGAAGAAGAAGGGAAGACACCAGAAAUGACUGUUACAGUGGAAGAAAUAAAAAAUGAACAACCAGAAAUAACAUAUGAAUCUCCAGAAAAAGUUGAAAUAGUUGAAGAAAUAAAAGAUGGACGCAAAAUUAAGAAAACUACUCAAAAGCGUAUCAGUAAGAAACAAUCUGGAGAGAACCAAAAAGUAACCGAGAUUGUAACUGUUGAAGAAGAGGGUAAAAAGCCCAAACAAACAAUUAUUGUGGAAGAAAUUCCAACUCAGAAUUUGCCUGACGUAAUUGAAGAAUUGCCCGAGGAAAUUAAAAUCACAGAAAAAAUAAAACCCUCGGGUGAAGUGAUUAAAAAAAUUGUUAAAAAGCGAGUUAUUAAAAAACCCAAAGGUGAUCGUCAAGAAGCUACAGAAAUUAUUACAGUUGAAGAGACAGGUAAAGAACCACAAACAACUAUCACCGUACAAGAACUUGAACAUGAGUCUUUCCAACCACAAGAAAUUCAAGAAUUGCCUGAAGAGAUAAAAAUUCUAGAGGAAAUUAAACCAGAUGGCAAAAAAGUACAAAAACUUAUUAAACGUCGAGUUAUACUUAAACGUAAAGAUGGUAAAAAGGAAGCAACUGAAAUAGUAACUAUUGAGGAAGAAGGAAAACAACCGGAGACAUCUAUUGUCAUAGAAGAAAUUGUAGAUAAUGGAGAACCUCUAUAUCCUCAAAAUAUAGAAGAAUUGCCCGAAGAAGUAAAAGUGAUUGAAGAAGUCAAACCAGAUGGUAAAACAAGUAAGAGGAUUAUUAAGAAACGAGUAUUACAAAAAACAAAAGAUGGAAAAAAAGAAUCUACAGAAAUAGUAACCGUUAAAGAAGAUGGAAAGAGUCCGGAAACGACAGUUACAAUUAAAGAAAUUAAACAUGAAAAACCAGAAGAAAUAUUAGAAAUGCCAGAACAAAUUAAGAUUAUUGAAACUAAUGAAGACGGUAAAACUAUAAAGAAAACAGUUAAAAAACGGGUUAUUCAUAAAAAGAAAGGGGAUAAAGUUGAAAAAACAGAAAUUGUCACAGUAGAAGAGGAAGGAAAGAUACCUGAAGUUGCUCUAACUGUUCAAGAUUUGCCAGAUGAAGAGAUAACAUUAGUAAAACCUCAACAAAUUGAAGAAAUGCCAGAAGAGGUGCAAGUUGUAGAACAUAUUAAAGAUGGUAAGAAAAUCAAAAAGGUUAUUAAGAAAAAAGUCAUAAAGAGACAAAAGGGUGACAAAAUCGAAUCAACCCAAAUAAUAACGACACAAGAAGAAGGUAAAGAACCUGAAACAACAGUUACAAUUGAAGAAAUUCCUGAAAAAAUCAUUUCUUAUAAACCGGAACUCAUUGAAGAAUUGCCGGAAGAGGUUCAGAUUAUUGAAGACACUAAAGGUAAAAGGAAAGUUGUGAAAAAGAGAGUUAUUAAGAAACAAAAGGGUGACAAACAAGAGGCAACAGAAAUUGUUACUGUAGAAGAAGAAGGUAAAAAGCCAGAAACUACAGUAACCAUCAGUGAGAUACCAAAGGAGGAAAUCAUACCACUUAAACCGCAAGAAAUUGAAGAAUUGCCAGAAGAGGUGCAAGUUGUUGAACAUAUUAAAGAUGGUAAGAAAAUCAAAAAAGUUAUUAAGAAAAAGGUCAUAAAGAAACAAAAAGGUGACAAAGUCGAAUCAACCCAAAUAAUAACGACACAAGAAGAAGGUAAAGAACCUGAAACAACAGUUACAAUUGAAGAAAUUCCUGAAAAAAUCAUUUCUUAUAAACCGGAACUCAUUGAAGAAUUGCCGGAAGAGGUUCAGAUUAUUGAAGACACUAAAGGUAAAAGGAAAGUUGUGAAAAAGAGAGUUAUUAAGAAACAAAAGGGUGACAAACAAGAGGCAACAGAAAUUGUUACUGUAGAAGAAGAAGGUAAAAAGCCAGAAACUACAGUAACCAUCAGUGAGAUACCAAAGGAGGAAAUCAUACCACUUAAACCGCAAGAAAUUGAAGAAUUGCCAGAAGAGGUGCAAGUUGUUGAACAUAUUAAAGAUGGUAAGAAAAUCAAAAAAGUUAUUAAGAAAAAGGUCAUAAAGAAACGAAAAGGUGACAAAGUCGAAUCAACCCAAAUAAUAACGACACAAGAAGAAGCUAAAGAACCUGAAACAACAGUUACAAUUGAAGAAAUUCCUGAAAAAAUGAUUUCUUAUAAACCGGAACUCAUUGAAGAAAUGCCGGAAGAGGUUCAGAUUAUUGAGGACAUUAAAGGUAAAAAGAAGGUUGUGAAAAAGAGAGUAAUUAAAAAACAAAAGGGUGACAAACAAGAGGCAACAGAAAUUGUUACUGUAGAAGAAGAAGGUAAAAAGCCAGAAACUACAGUAACCAUCAGUGAGAUACCAACAGAGGAAAUCAUACCAAUUAAACCGCAAGAAAUUGAAGAAUUGCCAGAAGAGGUGCAAGUUGUUGAACAUAUUAAAGAUGGUAAAAAAAUCAAAAAGGUUAUUAAGAAAAAGAUCAUUAAGAAACAAAAAGGUGACAAAGUCGAAUCAACCCAAAUAAUAACGACACAAGAAGAAGGUAAAGAACCUGAAACAACAGUUACAAUUGAAGAAAUUCCUGAAAAAAUGAUUUCUUAUAAACCGGAACUCAUUGAAGAAAUGCCGGAAGAGGUUCAGAUUAUUGAGGACAUUAAAGGUAAAAAGAAGGUUGUGAAAAAGAGAGUAAUUAAAAAACAAAAGGGUGACAAACAAGAGGCAACAGAAAUUGUUACUGUAGAAGAAGAAGGUAAAAAGCCAGAAACCACAGUAACCAUCAGUGAGAUACCAACAGAGGAAAUCAUACCAAUUAAACCGCAAGAAAUUGAAGAAUUGCCAGAAGAGGUGCAAGUUGUUGAACAUAUUAAAGAUGGUAAAAAAAUCAAAAAGGUUAUUAAGAAAAAGAUCAUUAAGAAACAAAAAGGUGACAAAGUCGAAUCAACUCAAAUAAUAACGACACAAGAAGAAGGUAAAGAACCUGAAACAACAGUUACAAUUGAAGAAAUUCCUGAAAAAAUCAUUUCUUAUAAACCGGAACUCAUUGAAGAAAUGCCGGAAGAGGUUCAGAUUAUUGAAGACAUUAAAGGUAAAAAGAAGGUUGUGAAAAAGAGGGUAAUUAAAAAACAAAAGGGUGACAAACAAGAGGCAACAGAAAUUGUUACUGUAGAAGAAGAAGGUAAAAAGCCAGAAACUACAGUAACCAUCAGUGAGAUACCCAAAGAGGAAAUUAUACCACUCAAACCACAAGAAAUUGAAGAAAUGCCAGAAGAGGUGCAGGUUGUUGAACAUAUUAAAGAUGGUAAGAAAAUCAAAAAAGUUAUUAAGAAAAAGGUCAUAAAGAAACAAAAAGGUGACAAAGUCGAAUCAACCCAAAUAAUAACGACACAAGAAGAAGGUAAAGAACCUGAAACAACAGUUACAAUUGAAGAAAUUCCUGAAAAAAUCAUUUCUUAUAAACCGGAACUCAUUGAAGAGUUGCCGGAAGAGGUUCAGAUUAUUGAAGACACUAAAGGUAAAAGGAAGGUUGUGAAAAAGAGAGUUAUUAAGAAACAAAAGAGUGACAAACAAGAGGCAACAGAAAUUGUUACUGUAGAAGAAGAAGGUAAAAAGCCAGAAACUACAGUAACCAUCAGUGAGAUACCCAAAGAGGAAAUUAUACCACUCAAACCACAAGAAAUUGAAGAAAUGCCAGAAGAGGUGCAGGUUGUUGAACAUAUUAAAGAUGGUAAGAAAAUCAAAAAAGUUAUUAAGAAAAAGGUCAUAAAGAAACAAAAAGGUGACAAAGUCGAAUCAACCCAAAUAAUAACGACACAAGAAGAAGGUAAAGAACCUGAAACAACAGUUACAAUUGAAGAAAUUCCCGAAAAAAUGAUUUCUUAUAAACCGGAAGUCAUUGAAGAAAUGCCGGAAGAGAUUCAGAUUAUUGAAGACAUUAAAGGUAAAAAGAAGGUGAUGAAAAAGAGAGUAAUUAAAAAACAAAAGGGUGACAAACAAGAGGCAACGGAAAUUGUUACUGUAGAAGAAGAAGGUAAAAAGCCAGAAACCACAGUAACCAUCAGUGAGAUACCUAAAGAGGAAAUUAUACCACUCAAACCACAAGAAAUUGAAGAAAUGCCAGAAGAGGUGCAGGUUGUUGAACAUAUUAAAGAUGGUAAGAAAAUCAAAAAAGUUGUGAAAAAGAGAGUCAUUAAAAAACAAAAGGGUGACAAACAAGAGGCAACAGAAAUUAUUACUGUAGAAGAAGAAGGUAAAAAGCCAGAAAUUACAGUAACCAUCAGUGAGAUACCAAAAGAGGAAAUCAUACCACUUAAACCGCAAGAAAUUGAAGAAUUGCCAGAAGAGGUGCAAGUUGUUGAACAUAUUAAAGAUGGUAAGAAAAUCAAAAAGGUUAUUAAGAAAAAGGUCAUUAAGAAACAAAAAGGUGACAAAGUCGAAUCAACACAAAUAAUAACGACACAAGAAGAAGGUAAAGAACCUGAAACAACAGUUACAAUUGAAGAAAUUCCUGAAAAAAUCAUUUCUUAUAAACCGGAACUCAUUGAAGAAAUGCCGGAAGAGGUUCAGAUUAUUGAAGACAUUAAAGGUAAAAAGAAGGUUGUGAAAAAGAGGGUAAUUAAAAAACAAAAGGGUGACAAACAAGAGGCAACAGAAAUUGUUACUGUAGAAGAAGAAGGUAAAAAGCCAGAAACUACAGUAACCAUCAGUGAGAUACCCAAAGAGGAAAUUAUACCACUCAAACCACAAGAAAUUGAAGAAAUGCCAGAAGAGGUGCAGGUUGUUGAACAUAUUAAAGAUGGCAAGAAAAUCAAAAAAGUUAUUAAGAAAAAGGUCAUAAAGAAACAAAAGGGUGACAAAGUCGAAUCAACUCAAAUAAUAACGACACAAGAAGAAGGUAAAGAACCUGAAACAACAGUUACAAUUGAGGAAAUUCCUGAAAAAAUCAUUUCUUAUAAACCGGAACUCAUUGAAGAAUUGCCGGAAGAGGUUCAGAUUAUUGAAGACACUAAAGGUAAAAAGAAGGUUGUGAAAAAGAGGGUAAUUAAAAAACAAAAGGGUGAUAAACAAGAAGCAACAGAAAUUGUUACUGUAGAAGAAGAAGGUAAAAAACCAGAAACUACAGUAACCAUCAGUGAUAUACCUAAAGAGGAAAUUAUACCACUCAAACCACAAGAAAUUGAAGAAUUGCCUGAAGAGGUGCAAGUUGUUGAACAUAUUAAAGAUGGUAAGAAAAUCAAAAAAGUUAUUAAGAAAAAGGUCAUAAAGAAACAAAAAGGUGACAAAGUCGAAUCAACCCAAAUAAUAACGACACAAGAAGAAGGUAAAGAACCUGAAACAACUGUUACAAUUGAAGAAAUUCCCGAAAAAAUGAUUUCUUAUAAACCGGAACUCAUUGAGGAAAUGCCGGAAGAGGUUCAGAUUAUUGAAGACAUUAAAGGUAAAAAGAAGGUUGUGAAAAAGAGAGUAAUUAAAAAACAAAAGGGUGACAAACAAGAGGCAACAGAAAUUGUUACUGUAGAAGAAGAAGGUAAAAAGCCAGAAACUACAGUAACAAUCAGUGAGAUACCUAAGGAGGAAAUUAUACCACUCAAACCACAAGAAAUUGAAGAAAUGCCAGAAGAGGUGCAGGUUGUUGAACAUAUUAAAGAUGGCAAGAAAAUCAAAAAAGUUAUUAAGAAAAAGGUCAUAAAGAAACAAAAGGGUGACAAAGUCGAAUCAACUCAAAUAAUAACGACACAAGAAGAAGGUAAAGAACCUGAAACAACAGUUACAAUUGAGGAAAUUCCUGAAAAAAUCAUUUCUUAUAAACCGGAACUCAUUGAAGAAUUGCCGGAAGAGGUUCAGAUUAUUGAAGACACUAAAGCUAAAAAGAAGGUUGUGAAAAAGAGGGUAAUUAAAAAACAAAAGGGUGAUAAACAAGAAGCAACAGAAAUUGUUACUAUAGAAGAAGAAGGUAAAAAACCAGAAACUACAGUAACCAUCAGUGAUAUACCUAAAGAGGAAAUUAUACCACUCAAACCACAAGAAAUUGAAGAAAUGCCAGAAGAGGUGCAAGUUGUAGAACAUAUUAAAGAUGGUAAGAAAAUUAAAAAAGUUAUUAAGAAAAAGGUUAUAAAGAAACAAAAAGGUGACAAAGUUGAAACGACACAAAUAAUAACGACACAAGAAGAAGGUAAAGAACCUGAAACAACUGUUACAAUUGAAGAAAUUCCCGAAAAAAUGAUUUCUUAUAAACCGGAACUCAUUGAGGAAAUGCCGGAAGAGGUUCAGAUUAUUGAAGACAUUAAAGGUAAAAAGAAGGUUGUGAAAAAGAGAGUAAUUAAAAAACAAAAGGGUGACAAACAAGAGGCAACAGAAAUUGUUACUGUAGAAGAAGAAGGUAAAAAGCCAGAAACUACAGUAACAAUCAGUGAGAUACCUAAGGAGGAAAUUAUACCACUCAAACCACAAGAAAUUGAAGAAAUGCCAGAAGAGGUGCAGGUUGUUGAACAUAUUAAAGAUGGCAAGAAAAUCAAAAAAGUUAUUAAGAAAAAGGUCAUAAAGAAACAAAAGGGUGACAAAGUGGAAUCAACCCAAAUAAUAACGACACAAGAAGAAGGUAAAGAACCUGAAACAAUAGUUACAAUUGAGGAAAUUCCUGAAAAAAUUAUUUCUUAUAAACCGGAACUCAUUGAAGAAUUGCCGGAAGAGGUUCAGAUUAUUGAAGACACUAAAGGUAAAAAGAAGGUUGUGAAAAAGAGGGUAAUUAAAAAACAAAAGGGUGAUAAACAAGAAGCAACAGAAAUUGUUACUGUAGAAGAAGAAGGUAAAAAACCAGAAACUACAGUAACCAUCAGUGAGAUACCUGAAGAGGAACUUAUACCACUUAAACCGCAAGAAAUUGAAGAAAUGCCAGAAGAGGUGCAAGUUGUAGAACAUAUUAAAGAUGGUAAGAAAAUUAAAAAAGUUAUUAAGAAAAAGGUCAUAAAGAAACAAAAGGGUGACAAAGUCGAAUCAACACAAAUAAUAACGACACAAGAAGAAGGUAAAGAGCCUGAAACAACAGUUACAAUUGAAGAAAUUCCUGAAAAACUGAUUUCGUAUAAACCGGAACUCAUUGAAGAAUUGCCGGAAGAGGUUCAGAUUAUUGAAGAUACUAAAGGUAAAAAGAAGGUGGUGAAAAAGAGAGUCAUUAAAAAACAAAAGGGUGACAAACAAGAGGCAACAGAAAUUGUUACUGUAGAAGAAGAAGGUAAAAAGCCAGAAACUACAGUAACCAUCAGUGAGAUACCAACAGAGGAAAUCAUACCACUUAAACCGCAAGAAAUUAAAGAAUUGCCAGAAGAGGUGCAAGUUGUUGAACAUAUUAAAGAUGGUAAAAAAAUCAAAAAGGUUAUUAAGAAAAAGGUAAUUAAGAAACAAAAAAGUAAAGAACCUGAAACAACAGUUACAAUUGAAGAAAUUCCUGAAAAAAUGAUUUCUUAUAAACCGGAACUCAUUGAAGAAAUGCCGGAAGAGGUUCAGAUUAUUGAGGACAUUAAAGGUAAAAAGAAGGUUGUGAAAAAGAGAGUAAUUAAAAAACAAAAGGGUGACAAACAAGAGGCAACAGAAAUUGUUACUGUAGAAGAAGAAGGUAAAAAGCCAGAAACUACAGUAACCAUCAGUGAAAUACCUAAAGAGGAAAUUAUACCACUCAAACCACAAGAAAUUGAAGAAAUGCCAGAAGAGGUGCAGGUUGUUGAACAUAUUAAAGAUGGCAAGAAAAUCAAAAAAGUUAUUAAGAAAAAGGUUAUAAAGAAACAAAAAGGUGACAAAGUCGAAUCAACACAAAUAAUAACGACACAAGAAGAAGGUAAAGAACCUGAAACAACAGUUACAAUUGAAGAAAUUCCUGAAAAAAUGAUUUCUUAUAAACCGGAACUCAUUGAAGAAAUGCCGGAAGAGGUUCAGAUUAUUGAGGACAUUAAAGGUAAAAAGAAGGUUGUGAAAAAGAGAGUAAUUAAAAAACAAAAGGGUGACAAACAAGAGGCAACAGAAAUUGUUACUGUAGAAGAAGAAGGUAAAAAGCCAGAAACUACAGUAACCAUCAGUGAGAUACCUAAAGAGGAAAUUAUACCACUCAAACCACAAGAAAUUGAAGAAAUGCCAGAAGAGGUGCAGGUUGUUGAACAUAUUAAAGAUGGCAAGAAAAUCAAAAAAGUUAUUAAGAAAAAGGUCAUAAAGAAACAAAAGGGUGACAAAGUCGAAUCAACCCAAAUAAUAACGACACAAGAAGAAGGUAAAGAACCUGAAACAACAGUUACAAUUGAAGAAAUUCCUGAAAAAAUGAUGUCUUAUAAACCGGAACUCAUUGAAGAAUUACCGGAAGAAGUUCAAAUUAUUGAAGACCAUAAAGGUAAAAAGAAGAUUGUGAAAAAGAGAGUAAUUAAAAAACAAAAGGGUGACAAACAAGAGGCAACAGAAAUUGUUACUGUAGAAGAAGAAGGUAAAAAGCCAGAAACUACAGUAACCAUCAGUGAAAUACCUAAAGAGGAAAUUAUACCACUCAAACCACAAGAAAUUGAAGAAAUGCCAGAAGAGGUGCAGGUUGUUGAACAUAUUAAAGAUGGCAAGAAAAUCAAAAAAGUUAUUAAGAAAAAGGUCAUUAAGAAACAAAAGGGUGACAAAGUCGAAUCAACACACAUAAUAACGACACAAGAAGAAGGUAAAGAGCCUGAAACAACAGUUACAAUUGAAGAAAUUCCUGAAAAAAUGAUUUCUUAUAAACCGGAACUCAUUGAAGAAAUGCCGGAAGAGGUUCAGAUUAUUGAAGACAUUAAAGGUAAAAAGAAGGUUGUGAAAAAGAGGGUAAUUAAAAAACAAAAGGGUGACAAACAAGAGGCAACAGAAAUUGUUACUGUCGAAGAGGAUGGUAAAAAACCAGAAACUACUGUAACCAUAAGUGAGAUACCUAAAGAGGAAAUUAUACCACUUAAGCCGCAAGAAAUUGAAGAAAUGCCAGAAGAGGUGCAAGUUGUAGAACAUAUCAAAGAUGGACAAAUAGUGAAAAAAGUUAUUAGAAAAAGAGUGAUAAAGAAACCCAAAGGUGACUCAACUGAAAUUACGGAAAUACAUACAACAGAAGAAGAAGGUAAAGAACCGAAAACCACAGUUGUAGUAAAAGAUGUAGAAAAGAAAUCAACUGAGAAAAAGAAGAAACCCAAGAAGUCGGUAGAAAAAGAAAAGGAAAAUAUUCUAUACGUACCUUCUUUGGCGAAAAAAGAUGAUGCGGAAGAAGUCAUGGACCUUAUUAAAAUUGAAAUGUUAAAAAAAUUGUUAAAACCUGAAGACGCACCAAGAGAGCAAGAACAAGAAAGUACUGUAGUGGAUGAAAAAGUAACCAGAAAACAGAAAAAGAAAAAGAAGACUGUUCAGGAUUUGUCUUUAAAAAUUCAUGAGUUACCAGAAGAAAUUAAAACUAUCGAAAUAAAGACGCCGGAAGGCGAAACAAAAAAGACUACAAUAAAGAAAAGGGUUAUCAAAAAACCAAAAGGAGAUAAAGAAGAAGUAACAAGUAUAUUAACAACAGAAGAGGAAGGAAAGCAACCUGUUACAGUUGUAAAUGUUGAAGAAAUAACGCCUGAUGAUUACCAACCGACCCCUGUUAUUGUUGAACAGAUUCAGGAAGAAGAAACACCAUUUGAAUCUGUUACUCCAGAAGGUAGACCAGUAUUAGGUAAAAUUAAAAAGAAAGUAAUCAAAACGAGAAGAGGUGAUAAGUUAGAAGUUACCACAAUUAAAACUGUGGAAGAAGAUGAUAAAGAACCUCAAACAACUGUUACAGUUGAAGAAUUGCCUAUAGAAUCAACAGAAAUCAUUCACACUCCUCAAGAAAUUGAAGAACUUCCAAGUAAGAUAGAAAUUUUUGAAACAGUAGAUGAGAAAGGAAUACCAUCAAAGAAAGUUCUAAAGAAGAAAACAUUAAAAAAGCGAAAAGGAGAUAAACUAGAACUUACUAAUAUAGUAACUGUUGAAGAAAAUGGUAAAGUACCAACAACUACUGUUACCGUUGAAGAAGUCGAAAUAUCAGAUGAAGAAGUUACAGACCUACCCGAAAUUGAGGAGUUGCCUACUGAAACUCAUAUUAUAGAAACAAUAGAUUCAGAAGGAACAUCAAAACAACAAAUUAUUAAAAAGAGAAAAAUAGCACAUCAAAAGGAAAAAGAAAAAGAAAUAAUGGAAAUAUUAACAGUAGAGGAAGAAGGAAAAGAACCCCAGAUUUCAGUUUCAAUAGAAAAAAUUCCAAAGCCAUCUAAGAAAAUUACCAAAAAGAAAACAAAGAAACCUUCAAAGGAAACAAUUGUUUCUCAUGAACCUGAGAUAUUAUUUAUUCCUUCUUUAUCUGAAAAAGAAGAAGCUCCUAGUGUUGAAGAAGUUUUAGAUCUAGUUAGAUUAGUGGUUGUGAAGAAAGCAUUAGAUCACCCUACGCCACAAUACCCUGAUGAACUUGACUUAUCACAAAUGGUAAAAGAAUCAUAUAUUUCUGAACUUCCAGAAGAAACUACAGUCGUUCAAACUCCGUCAGGAGAAGAAGAGGUACGAAAAAGAAAAAUUAAAAGGAAGCAAAAAGGCAAGGAUGAAAUAAUUACAAUUACAACUACUUCAAAGCCUGGAGUACCACCUGAAGUAAAAGUUACUGUGGAAGAAGUAAAUCCCUUAGACACACUAGAACAAUUGCCAGAAAUACCUAUGAUUGAACUUCCUGAAGAAAUCGAAACAAUUGAAAUCAGUACAGCCGGAAAGACUCCUAAAAAGAAAAUUACCAAAAAACGAACUCUUUUGAAGAAAGUUGGUCCUAAUCUAGAGGCUACAGAAAUUAAAACUGUCUUGGAAGAUGGCAAAGAACCUGAACAAAUAGUAACACUUAAGGAAUACCCAGAAAAAGAACUAAAGCAAAAACUGAAGAAAAUUAAACAGCCGCUUCAAAUUGUAGAAGUAAAACCUUCUAAACCCAAAAUUGUAACCAAAGAAGAAUUACCAUUAUUAUCGCAAAUUAAACUUAGAAAACCAAAAGUUCCUCAAAAGAAAGAUACAACACCCAAAUUUCCUAAAAUACGUUUGACUAGUCGCAUUCGAUUCAUCACGUUCCCACCAGAUAGUGAGACAGAAAGGAAACCUGUUAUUACUACAAUGUAUCCAUCAGUCAAAGAUAACGGAGUUCUGUCCAGAAAUGUUAAAGAUGCGCAAGAAAUAUUAAAAAGGAAGAAGUAUAAACCGAAGACUAUUCCAGAAAGAGAGAGUCCGGAGUUGGAAAAAGUAGAGAAAAUUGAUGUGCCUGAAAAAACUAAAUUAGAAAAAGACAUUAACGAACCAAAACAUCAAAGGACUCCAAAGAAAAUUGAAAAAAUACCUGAAGAACAGAAAAAUAUUAUUAUAGGCAAAGGAAAAAUUCCCGAACAAACAGAUGGAAUUGAAUCGGUGAAACUGAAAAAGAUUCCUAAGAAAUUAGUAGACGAAGAUAUUGUGGAUGAAGAUAAAACUAAACCAAAACAAACACCAAAAGAGAGUCCAAUUUCGAAAAAAUUGGAAAAAGAAACAGAUAAAAUUAAAUUUGAACCUUAUGACAUAGAAAGACCAGAAAGAGAGACAAUGUCACCAGAGAAAUUUGAUUAUGAAAAGGAGGAAGACAUUGCGCAAAAGCCAAAAGAUAAGUAUAAAAGAAAACCGAAAUCUAAAAAAGAACCUGAAUCAGAUGUAACAGAAUUAAUUAAGGGAACACCUAAACCUGAGUCCGAAGACACACCGGAAGAAAAACAAUUCAAGCCUAAACAGAAAAAGCGACCUGAAGAACCCAAAGAUGAUAUUAAACUGAAGCCAUUCAAAAAGACUCCUUCAGAAGAUAUCAUUUACAAAAUGGGAGGCACGGUAAAAAUACCAUGUUCAAUUCCUACUGUUUUAUAUGAACUUCCUGUAGAAGUACGAAAAAUUAUUGAUCUAUCUCCUACUGGUAAACCAUCAAAAACCACUAUAAAGAAAAGGGUUAUUAAAAAGAAAAAGGGUCCAUUAGAUGAAGUUACGACAAUAGAAGAAAUCAUACCUGAGGAAGGUGAACCUGAAACAAGAGUAACCAUUGUUGAACAGGUACCUGAUAAACAGGAACCGACGGAGGCUGUUGAAAUCCUUGAAUAUCCAGAAGAAAGUGAAAUAAAAGAAGACGUAAUUGAUAAUGAGAUUGUAAUAAGAAAAAUUAAGAAGCGAGUAUUAAAGAAGAGACGAGGACCUAAAGAAGAAAUUACAGAAAUAGUUACAAUUGAAGAGGAUGGAAAGGAACCUCAAAUAUUAGUAACAACAUGUGAGAUGCCCAGAGAGGAUGAAGCUAUUAUUAUUGAAUUACCAGAAGAGGAAGUUCAAACGAAAUCAAAUAAAGUCAUCAAAACGAGAAAAAUAAAGAAAUUAAUAUCACCUAAACAGGAAGUAACUAAAAUUGAAACUGUUGAGGAAGAAGGCAAAGAACCCGUAACAACUGUGACAGUAUUGGACGAAGUUCCAGAUUUGGCAGAUAUUAUCGAACAACAACCAAUAGAAGAGUUGCCAGAAGAGACCAAUUUGUUAGAGGAAGAACAUGAAGACAGAGUAAAACGAAAGAAAAUAAGUAAACGGGUACUAAAAAAACGAGUGGGUGACAAACAAGAAAUAACUGAAAUAUUAACUAAAGAUGAAAAUGGAAUUCCAAAAGUGGAAGUAAAUGUGACAUUAGAAGAUUUCACAGAGACAUGUAAACCGUUCAAGUCAAAGAAACAUAAGACUGAGAGACCAGAAAUUCUUACUGUAGAGUAUCCAGAAGAAGUUAAAAUUACAGAAAUCAAAACCGAAGAUGGUCAUCCUGUUAAGAAAACAACAAAAACUAGAAUAAUUAAAAAGUUGUCAGUUCCGAAACAAGAAAAUAUUAACAUUGUCACAACUUAUGAAGAAGGAGAAGAACCCACGGCACAAGUCACCAUAGAAGAGGUUGAUUCGGAUAUUGCUGAUAUUCUGGAAGGUACUGUUCUUGAAGAAAUUCCUUCAAUACCAUCUACUGAUACCAAGAAAAAGAAAAGAACAUAUAAAAAGAAGGUUGGAAAUAAAACUGAAAUUAUUGAAAUACAGGAAUCCCCAUCAGAUAUUUCUAUUGUUACUCAAAAAUGUACGAUUUCUGAAGCUGAACCAGAUGAAGAAACAGAAACCUUACAUGUUAAAAAACCUAAAUUGAAAGCUAUUAAACCAUCUGUUGUUGAACUACCCGAAGAAGUUGUAAUUACAGAAAUUAAUACUGAAGAAGGACCUCAAGAAUCAAUAACGAAAAAACGAAAAAUUAAAAAGAUAAGCCAUCCCCAAGAAAUUAUUGAAAUAAUAGAAAGGGAGGGACAAAGCCCUGAAGUAACUGUGAAUGAAAUUACGGAAGAGUCGCCCGAAAUUUGUGAAGGUGAAAUAUUGGAAUCAUUACCUGAAAAAAUUGACGAAAUCGAAGAAAUUAAACAUGGAAAAGUUACUAAAAAAUCUAUAAAGAAACGACUUUUUAAGAAACAAAAGGACAAUAAACCUGAAAUAACAGAAGUAAUUACAAUUACUGAAGACGAUAAGGAACCUAAAACACUUGUGAACAUUUUUACCACUGACGUUAAUGAGCUGGAGCCUCUUUUAGAAGAGCUCUUAACACCUUUCGAUUUUACUUCACCUUCUAUAUCUAUAACACCUACUUCCACAUCACCUUUAACAUCCACAAAAACAGUUACAGAAGUACACGCCACUGAACAAACACAAGGAACACCUUUAGGUAAACUUACUGAAAAAGCUGUAAAAGCCAAGGGAAGUAGAGUUCAAGAAUUAAAUGAACAUGUCAUCAUUGAACAAGUGGAAUCACAAAGAGCCGCAGACGUGAGUCCAAAAAAGGUUCCCAAGAAAGACAUAGCAGAUAAAAAAAUUACACCUAAACUAGCGAAAAUAACAACUGAAGAGCCAGUAGUCAUUGAAGAAUUACCAGAAGAAAUUAAAAUAACCGAAGUUAUUUCGGAUCAAGGCACGCCUCACAAAAAAAUUGUCAAAAAACGUGUCAUCAAAAAAACAAGUGGUGGCAAACAAGAAUCUACUCAAAUUCUCACUGUUGAAGAAGAAGGAAAAGAACCUCAAUUUACCGUGACUAUAGAUGAAAUAGAAGCACCGGAAAAAUUAGAAGAAAAACCGGUAUAUAUCGAAGAAUUACCCGAAGAAAUACUGGAGGAUGAAAUAAAAGACAAGUCGGGAAAAAUACAUAAAAAAUUAAUAAAGAAGAGGGUAAUAAAGAAGCAGGUAGGUAACAAACAAGAAGUAACUGAAAUUCUAACCACGAAAGAAGAAGGUCAGGAGCCUCAAGUUUGUGUAACAGUUCAAGAAUACGAUGUUCCAGAGGAAAUUGAAAUAUUUAAACCAAGUGACAUUGAGGAACUUCCUAAGGAAGUUAAGAUCAUUGAGACUAUUGAUAGUACAGGUUCUAAAAAGACAAUUGUCACAAAAAGGGUUAUUAAAAAGAAAAAGGGAGAUAAACAAGAAAUUACUGAGUUGGUAACAACUGAAGAAGAAGGAAAGAAACCAGAGACUACUGUAGUUAUAGAAGAAAUUCCAGAAGAUGAAGGUCCUUACAUUGAAGAACUUCCAGAAAAAGUUAUUGAAGAAAAGGGUAAUAAAAUAAUACGUACUCGAACUAUUAAGAAACGCAAAGGUAGUAAAACGGAAAUUACACAUCUAGUAACAACUGAAGAAAUAGGUAAUAAACCACAAACAAGUGUUGUUAUCGAAGAAGUCGCUAUUCCGGAAAAAGAAGAAAUUACAACUAAAGAGGUCACUGUUAAAAAGAAAACUGUAAGGAGAAAGCCACAGGAAACUGAGGAAGUAUUUCGCAAGGUCAUUCUUGAAGAGCUUAAGAAGCCUCAAAUAUCGUAUGUCAUAGAAACAAUUAAAUCAUUGGAUGGUAGCAUUGAAUUCAAACCUACUUUAAUAGAAGAAGUUCCAGAAGAAAUUGAAGUAGAAGACAUUGAAGAUGAAAAAGGAGUUCAUAAAAAAAUAACUAAACGAAAGGUUCUUAAAAAACGAAAAGGUAGUACUCAAGAAAUAACCCAAGUACUUUCUGUGCAAGAAGAUGAUAAGGAACCUCAAAUAUCAGUAACUAUAGAUGAAAUUGAAGUCCCACAAUUUAAGCCAACUUAUAUUGAAGAACUGCCUGAAGAAGUACAAAUAGUAGAAGUUUUAAGUGAUAGCGGAGAAAAGAAGCAGAAAUUAGUGAAGAAAAAGAUAUUGAAAAAACGUAAAGGCAGUAAGCAUGAAAUAACUGAACUGGUAACAGUAGAAGAGGAUGGAAAGAAACCUCAAACUAGUGUAACAAUUCAAGAAAUAGAUGUAUCAGAAAAUGAACCAAUUUAUGAACCUAACCUGGUAGAAGAAUUACCUGAAGAAGUACAAAUAAUUGAAACAAUAGAUAAGGAAGGAAAAUCCAAGAAGAAGGUACUGAAAAAGAAGCUCCUGAAGAAACGUAAAGGAAGUAAGGAAGAAAUUACUCAAAUCUUAACCGUUGAGGAAGAAGGACAAAAGCCCCAGACAACUGUAACAGUUGAAGAAAUUAAAACACCAGAAUACACAACUGACUUUAUACAAGAGUUACCUGAAGAAAUAACAAUAAUUAAUGAAAUUGAUCGACAAGGUAUACCAAAACAAAAAACCAUUAAAAAGAAAAUUCUUAGAAAAACUAAAGAAGAUAAACAAGAAGUAACAAAAAUCGUGACAGUCGAAGAAGAAGGUAAACAACCUGAAACAUCUGUAACAAUAGAAGAGAUUACUGAACCUGAAGAAAUAUCUGAAUAUACACCAAGUUACAUAGAAGAAUUGCCUGAACAAGUAAAUGUAAUAGAAACAAUAAAUGAAUAUGGCAUUCCCGAAAAGAAAAUUAUUAAAAAGAAAAUUUUUAAAAAGAGGAAAGGCAGCACACAAGAAAUUAUGAAAUUUACUACUUUAGAAGAAGAAGGUAAAGAACCACAAACGUCAGUAACAAUUGAAGAAAUUGAUAUUCCCGAGUUUGAACCAACGUACGUAGAAGAGUUGCCAGAAGAAGUAAUAGUAAAGGAUCAAAAGACAAUAAAGAAAAAAGUUUUGAAGAAAAGAAAAGGAAGUAAACAAGAAAUUACUGAGUUAUUAACAGUAGAAGAAAAAGGUAAGAAACCAGAAACAUCGGUAACAAUAGAAGAAAUUGAGUUAUCCGAAGAAGAACCUGAAUAUCAACCUCAAAUUGUGGAGGAACUUCCAGAACAAGUACAAAUAAUAGAAACAAUUAAUAACGAGGGUGUACCUCAAAAAACAGUUAUCAAAAAGAAAAUUCUCAAAAAACGGAAGGGUAGUAAACAAGAAAUUACAGAAUUGGUGACUGUAGAAGAGGAAGGUAAAAAACCUCAGACUAGUGUAACAAUAGAAGAAAUAGAAAUUCCAAAACUAGAAUCUAUAGAACAACUCCCAGAACAGGUUAAAAUUAUUGAAACUGUAGAUGAAAAAGGUUCUCCUAAAAAGACAGUAGUUAAAACUAAGAUACUUAAAAAAAGAAAAGGCAGUAAACAUGAAAUAACACAAUUGGUGACUGUCGAAGAGGAAGGAAAGGAACCUGAAACAGUUGCUGUUAUUGAAGAAAUAGAAAUUCCUAAGGAAGAGCCUACACCAAGUGAACCAUCUGAAAAGAAAAAAGUUAAAAGUAAAAAACCUAAGGAACAAAAACCGGAAAUUAUAGGUAAAGUCAGAGGUGAAGAAGGAAAGAAACCAGAGAUGUGCUAUGUAAUUGAAGAUAUUAAAUUACCAGAAGGUGGCAUUCAAUUUGAACCGCUUGAGACUGAAGAGGCUGAACAGGUGGAAGUCACUGAAACAAUUGAUGAAAAAGGCGAACCUAGAAAAAGGGUUAUUAAAAAGAAAAUUGUCAAGAAACGAAAAGGAAGUAAACAAGAAAUCACUCAAUUUGUAACAGUUGAAGAAGAUGGUAAGGAACCUCAAACAACAGUAUUAAUAGACGAAAUUGAAUUGCCUAAACCAAUUCAAAAAGACAAAGUUGAAUUAAUUCCUGAAGAAAAGAAACCACUAAAGAAAAAAGUAAUUAAAAAACCAGAAGUAGAAGAUAUAAUACAUAAAGUGUCAGAAGAAAAGGGUAAAAAACCACAGAAAUCUUAUGUCGUGGAUGACAUUAAAAAACCUGAGGGAAUCAUUGAAUUUGAACCUUUUGAUACUGAUGAAGCUGAACAUGAAGAAGUUACUGAGACUAUUGUUGAAGGAGAUGAAGCAAGAAAGAAAGUAAUUAAAAAGAGAAUAGUAAAGAAACGAAAGGGUAGUAAGCAAGAAGUUACCGAGUUUACAACAGUCGAAGAAGAAGGAAAGAAACCGGAAACAACAGUAACAAUAGAGGAAAUUGAAUUACCAGAAAAGUUACCUCUCGAAAAGUUGAAACCAUUACAAGAAGAAAAGAAGCAAUUAAAGAAAAAAGUUAUUAAAAAAGAAGUUACUCAAGAAAUAAUAGAAAAAGUGAGAGAAGAAAAAGGCAAACUACCACAAGUGUCUUAUAUAAUCGAUGAUAUUAAAAAACCUAAAGGAGACUUACAAUUCAAACCUACUGACAUAGAAGAGACACCUGAACAGGUAGAAGUUGUUGAAACCAUAGAUGAAAGGGGUUUACCAAAGAAGCAAAUAAUAAAGAAAAAGGUUCUAAAGAAACGUAAAGGUAGUAAACACGAAAUAACAGAGUUAAUCACAGUAGAAGAAGAAGGUAAAAAACCUUUAACUUCAGUAACUGUGGAAGAAAUAGAUGUAACAGAACCUCUUCCAAAGGAUCUUCCCGAAUUUAAACCAAGUUUUAUCGAAGAGUUGCCAGAACAAGUUGAAGUUAUUGAAACUGUGACUGAGGAAGGAAUUCCUAAAAAGACUGUGAUUAAGAAAAAAAUAUUAAAGAAACGUAGGGGCAGUAAACAAGAAUUUGUUGAAUUUGUGACUGUCGAAGAAGAUGAUAAAAAACCUCAAACUAGUGUCAUCAUAGAAGAGGAGGAACUUCCACGGGAGUAUCAACCAUGUGUUGUUCAAGAACUUCCUGAAGAAAUUCAAAUUAUAGAAACUAAAGAUGAAGAUGGUGUAUCUAGACAAAAAAGAAUUAAGAAAAGGAUAAUUAAGAAAUCUAAAGGUGAUAAACAAGAAAUAACGGAACUCAUAUGCACUGAAGAAGAGGGUAAAAAACCAGAAACAGCUGUAACAGUUACCACAGUAGAUGAAGAAUUUAAACCCAUUUACAUAGAAGAAUUACCUGAAGAGAUAAAUAUAACAGAAGAAAGAACUGUCAAAAAGAGGACAGUAAAAAAACACAAAGGAGAUAAAAAAGAAAUAAUCAAAUUCACUACAGUUGAAGAACCUGGCAAGGAACCGGAGACUACAGUAACAAUAGAAGAAAUUGAAUCUUCAGAACCAUUACCUAUAUAUAAAGUAAGUAAUAUCGAAGAACUUCCUGAAGAAGUGCAUGUAAUUGAAACCAUAGAGGAUGGUAAACCUAAACAAACUGUAAUCAAACAAAAAGCAUUUAAAAAACCUAAGGGACACAAACAAGAAAUUACAAAAAUUGUUGUGGUGGAAGAAGAAGGUAAGAAACCUCAAAAAUCAGUUGUAGUAGAAGAAAUUUCUGAGGUGUUUAAACCACAAAUAGUAGAAGAAUAUCCUGAAGAAGUCAAAGUAGUGGAAGUAAUUUCUGAAAAGGGACUACCUGAGAAAAAACUGAUUAAGAAACGGGUAAUUAAAAAACGCAAAGGAAGUAAGGAAGAAAUAACUGAACUAAUUACCACUGAAGAACCUGGAAAGGAACCAAAAACAUCUGUAAUGAUUGAGGAAAUUAUUGAACCUCAUUUUGAAACGCCAGAAUAUAUAGAAGAAUUACCACAAGAAAUAAAUAUCAUACAAACAAUUACAGAUGAAGGAGAACCAAUUACAAAAACAAUUAAAAAGAGGAUAAUCAAAAAGCGAAAAGGUAGUAAACAGGAAAUGACGGAAGUUGUAACUGUGGAGGAAACUGGUAAAAAACCAGAAACUGCUGUUGUUGUACAAGAAAUGGAUAUACCCGAGGAAGAAAUCACUUUCAAGCCACAAAUUACUGAAGAAUUCCCAGAGGAAGUGCAAGUUAUAGAAACAUUAAAAGAUGGGGAACGCUCUGAACAAACUGUCAAGAAAAGAACAAUUAAAAGAAGGAAAGGUAGUAAGCAGGAAAUAACAGAAUUAUUAACAGUAGAAGAGAAGGGAAAAGUACCUCAAGUGUCUGUCACUGUUCAAGAAUUAGAUAUUCCAGAAGAAGACAGUGCUCCUCAGUUUACACCUUAUUAUGUUGAAGAACAACCUGAAGAAGUAAAGAUCAUAGAAGUUUUGGAUGAAAAUAAGAAACCAUCUAAAAAAGUCAUUAAAAAGCGAGUAAUUCAAAAACCAAAAGGUGAUAAACAAGAAAUAACAGAAAUUGUGACGAUUGAAGAAGAAGGUAAGCAGCCACAAACAUCUGUAACCAUAGAAGAAAUAGAACUACCUAAAGAUGAUUUCGAAUCUAAACCAUUAAUAGAAGAAAUACCAGAAAAUGUAGAAAUCAUUGAAACAAAUGAAAAAGGUACACCGAAAAAGAAAUUAAUAAAAAAGAAAAUUAUUACCAAACGUAAGGGUAGCAAACAGGAGGAAAUGGAGAUAAUGACGGUAGAAGAAGAAGGUAAAGAACCACAAUAUAGUAUUACAAUUGAGGAAGUUCCGAAAAAGAAAACAAUUAAAAAGCCAAAGCCAGAGAAAGUUGACCAACGCGCUGAAGUGUCAGUCUUAAUGCCGAUUGAAAGGAUAGAAAUGAAACCACAAAUGGUAAAAGUUGUUGAAACUAAAGAUUUACCCCAAGUUAAACUAAAGAAACCAAAAGUUACUAUUAAGAAAGAGGCAGAGAAAGUAUUUCCCAAAUUUUUGUUGAAAAGUAGGAUUAGGUAUGUUGACUUCCCACCUAUUAAUGAAAAAGAAACUUUACCAAGAAUUUCAAUUUUGGAGCCGGUUUAUAAAGACAAUGGUGUUUUAUCGAGAAAUAUUCAAGAAGCAGAGAAGGCACCAAAAACAAAAAGAAGGAAACUAAAAGACAUUCAUAGAUCACUAAAGGAUUUAGAAAAAUUGGAUAUUGAAUUUGAAGAAUUAAAGAAACCGGAGCUAGAAAAGGUUGAUGAUCAUUACAGAUCAAAGCCUGAACCUAGAAAGAAGUCAAUAGCCGAAGAUUCUCCUCAGAAAGUUAAAAUUGGCAAAGGCAAAAUUCCUGAAAUACCUGAAGAACCUGACAACAUUAAGCUAAAGCCAGUUAAAUCCAGUAAAGUCCCAGAAGAAGAUGAUGAAACAGCAAAACUAAAAAAAAUACAACCUUCAGAAGUCAAAAAAGUGCCAUUAAAGGAUAAUGAAGAAAAGGAGCCAAUUAAAUUUGAGCCAUUUGAUAUAGAACGUGAAGAACCUGAAAAAGAGGAAUAUGUACCUAUUCCUCCAGAAAAAGAAUUAAAUGAACAAGAGGAACCUAAAAAGAAAAAGAUUCCGAAGAAAAAGAAAGAAAAACCGGAACCAGAAACAAUUGAAAUAAAUUUGGAAAAAGGUACUCCAAAACCAACUCCAGACGAAGAAGAGUUAAAAAUAACAUUGAAAAAGAAACAAAAGCCAAAAGAUAAGGAACCAGAUGAUGAAAUUAAAUUAAAACCAAUAAAGAAAGAAAAAAGCCCAGAACUAACUUACCAAGUACAUGUAGAAGAUACAGAAAAACAAGAAGCUGUUGUUUUAAAGGUUUAUGAUGAUGAUGAUGAACUAAAGGAAGACUCCGUACAACCAGAAGUAACGAAAAAGAAAAUCAAGAAAGUAGUAAAGAUAAAAAAACCAAAAACAAGUGUUGAAGAAGAAAUAUCCGAAGAACAAUUGCAAAUAGAAUUUGAAGAAUUAGAAAGUCAAGAGUGUAAAGUAGUAGAUAUUGUUUUAGAAGAAGAUGAAUCACCUGAACCUCUUAUUGAGGAGCCCAUUGAAGAACUUCCACAAGAAAGUAUUUCAGAAGAAUCAAUUAUUAAAAAGAAACGUAAAAAAGUCAUUAAGAAAACGCAAGUUGAUAUUGAAAAUAAUGAAAUUGCAGAACAAGAGGAAAAGCCGGUAAUUCAAGAAAUUACAGAAGAAGAACCUCCAAUUACAGAGCCGGAGGAGCUGCUGAAAGUAACUGAGGAAAAUAUAGAAAAAUUGGAGAAAGAACCAGCUAAAGUAAUUGAUAUUAAACCUAAGAAAAAAGUAAUACCUCCCAAAAUGGACAAAGUGGACAAAAAACCUAAAUUCUUGUUAAAGAGUAGAAUUAUUCACGUUCAAUUUCCACCUAUAAAUGAAGUGGAACAAAUACCCAAAGUAACGCAACUUCCUCCUGUGUACCGAGAUAAUGGCGAACUUUCUCGAAAUGUAGCUGAGGCAGAUAAAAUUAAAAAGAAGAAACCAAUCAGAGUAAAAGACUACGAAAGAGAUUUGAAGAAUUUGGAAAAAUUAGAUUUGGAAGUAGAAGAAGCAAAGAAGAAAGGAAAAGAGAAAGUUGAUGAUGAAUAUAAAAAGAAAAUACCAAAAAAGAAACCAGACAAACCAACAGAAGAAGAUUCCAAAUUAAAAAUUGGCAAAGGUAAAGUUCCUAAAGAAACUGAGGAUAAUGAGGAGAUUAAACUGAAAAAAGUUCCAGAAGACAAACAAAAUGUAGAUAUUCCUAAAGAAAAGAAUAAACCUGAAAAGAGUGAGUUAGACACAGAAAAACCAACUAAACCUGAUAAAGAUACAGUCAAAGUUCCCCUUCCAGAAUUAUAUGACAUUGAUCGCCCAGAAACUGAAUUAGAUGAAUAUAAACCAGGUCAAUAUGACGAUAAGGAGGAUGAAAAAGAAAAACCAACCUCAGAUAAACCGAAGAAAAAGAGUAAAAAACCUGUACCUGAAACUACUGAAUCUAUUCUUGAAAAAGGUAAACCUAAACAGAAAAUAGAAGAGCCUAGUGAAGAAAUAAAACCAAAAUACAAACAAAAGGAACGUCCCGAUAAAGAUGUUGACGAUAUGAAGCUUAAACCCUUCAAGAAAACUUCAGAAGAUACAGAAUUUAAAGUUACUGUAGAAGAAGCACCAACUCCUCAAUCUAUAAUUAUUAGUUUGGUGGAUACUGAGGAACCAAUAGAAGAAAAAGAUAAAAAGAAAAUCAUUAAGAAAAAGAUUAUUAAAAAACCAAAAAUAGUUGAGGAAAAGCCGGAAAUAUCAGAAGAACACAAAGAUAUUACAGAGGAAAUUAUAGAAGAAAAACCGGAAGAAAUUGUAGUUCCUGAGAUGCAAACAGAAGAAUCAAUCACUCCUCAGCCAGACGAGGUUACAGUAAUUAAAGAAGCUGAGCCAAUGAAAAAGAAACCCAAAAAAGUUAAAAGUCAAGAACUCGAAAAACCUUUAGAAGAAGUAAAAGAUGAAAAACCAGUUUUAAUGAAAAUAAAGAGAGACAGGAUUAGCCAUAAACCUACAAAAUUACUUAUUACAGAACCAGAAAAAAUUAAUUUUGCUGAAAUAAAACUUAAGAAAUCAAAACCUAAGGAAUCUGUAACAGUAGAAACAACUAAGGUGCCUAAAAUUAUGCUGAAAAGUCGAAUAGAACCAUUAGGUUUCCCACCACACAGCGAAAGAGAACAAAAGGCUGUAAUCACAAUUCUUGAACCAGUAGUCCGUGAUAAUGGUAUUCUUUCAAGGAAUAUACAAGAAGCUGAAUCUAUAAAACCGAAGAAACGUAAGGUUAAAAAAUCAUUAGAAUUAGAAAAACUAGAUAAAGAAGUAGAAGAAUAUAAAUAUGAACCAGAAAAAGUAGAUGAAGAGUUUAGAAAGAAACCUGAGCCUAAAAAGAAAGUAAAAGCGAAACCUGUUCUUAUGAAAAUCGUACGCAUUUCUAUUGCACCACAAAAACCAAAAAUUGUAGAUGUUACUACUGAUGUGAUUAACUUCGCUGAGAUAAAGUUAAGAAAACCCACUAAAACUGACAGAGCACAACCAGAAAGUGUAAAACUACCAAAGUUUACUUUAAAAAGCAGAAUUGUCCAUGUUGAUUUCCCACCUCUUUCAGAAAGUGAGCAAAAGCCAAUUAUUACAAUACUAGAACCUGUGAUUAAGGAUAAUGGAGUGAUUUCAAGAAACGUUGAGGAUGCUUUAGACGUAAUAAAGACAAAGAAACGAAAAAUGAAGGUGAUUAAAAAACAAAAAAUACCUCUAGAAAAACCAGAAUUUGAGAUCGAAGAACCCGAAAAGACUGAAGUAGAAGAUGUAACAGAGGAACAACCAAAGUAUCAAAGAAAACAAAAGCCGGAAAAGGAAGAAAAGCCUGAUGAAUCCGUUACUAUCAAAAUUGGAAAAGGUAAAAAACCAACUAAGCCUGAUGAUGCUGAUGAAGUCAUCGUUUUGAAGAAACGUCCUACAAAAGUAGAUGAAGAAAUUCUUGAGCCAACCAAAGUGCCGGAAAAACUUAAAAAAGAAAAUGAAGAUGAAAAACCGAAAAAAGAAGACGAAACUGUCACCGUUCCUCCUUAUGAACCCUACGAUAUUGAUAGAGAUGAACAAGAGAAUCUUGAAUACAAAAAACCGGAAGCUGAAAGUGAAACUGAAGAAAAACCAGAGAAAGAAAAGCCAAAAUAUAAGAGGAAGAAGAAAACAGAACCUACACCAGAAAACAUAGAAAUUCCAUUGAUAAAAGGACAACCAAAACAACCACCUGAAACUGAGGAAGAUGAUGUUAAAUUUAAAAUUCCUAAAAAAGAGAAACCCGAAGAGGAACCAGAUGAAAUAACACUCAAACCAUUCAAGAAACCUGAACAGCCUGAGGAAGAACGACAAGUAGAAGUUGAAUUCACAACUAAAUUGGAACCUAAAAUUAAAGAUAAAGAAGAAGAGAAAAAAUCAAUUAAAAGACCUAAAAUUCCAUUGACAAAAGAAAAGAAAGACAAAAUACCAAAACUUAAGAGUAGAAUUACUCAUAUAGAAUUUCCUCCUGCCUCUGAAUCUCAAAGAAAACCAAAUAUUAGUGAAUUACCACCAGUUUACACUGAAGCUGGAGUCCUAUCAAGAAAUAUUAAAGAGGCAGAUAAAGUACCAAAGCCAAAAAAGAAAAAGGUAAAGGAGGUUGAUAAUUUAGAAAAAUUAGAUUUAGAGCUGGCUGAAUUAAAGAAAAAGGAUCUGGAAGAAGUGGAUGAUGCUUUUAAAUAUGUAAAGAAACCUAAGGAAAAACCUAAAAAAGAAGUAGAGAAACCAAAACCAUCAACACCGUCAUCAGUUGAAGAACCUAUUGAAGAACUAAAACCAACAGUAGAAGAAAUAACUAAACAGGAACCUAAAGUAGAAGAAAUUCAACCGACACCUGAAGAGAAAAAGCCUUUAAAGAAGAAAGUAAUUCCACCCAAAAAAGAAGAGAAAGCAAAAUUACCUAAGCUUAAGAGCAGGAUUGUUCAUGUAGAUUUUCCACCUAUUUCAGAAGCUGAAAGAAAGCCUAUUUUAACAACUUUAAAACCGGUAACGGUCGAAAAUGGUAUAAUAUCCCGCAAUGUUGCCGAAGCUGAGAAAUUGAAAAAACCAAAACGCAAAAAAAUUAAAGAUGAUGAAAAAGUACUUACAGAUUUAGAAAAAUUAGAUUUAGAAAUGGAGGAAUUGAAGAAAAGAGAACUAGAAAAGGUCGAUGAUACUUUUAAAUAUGAAAAGAAACCUAAAGAAAAACCUGAAACAACCAAAGAAGAUACAACUUUGAAAAUAGGUAAAGGUCAGAAGAAAGAUACACCUGUAGAUGUUGAUGACACAGUUAAACUCAAGAAAACUCCUCAAAAACCGGAGGAAAAGGUAACAGAAGACACAGUUAAAGAAAAGAUCGUUAAACCAGACAUACCUUUAACUAAAGAAAAAUCUGAAAAAGAAAGUGAAAAAGUUCCACCUUUUGAACCAUUUGAAAUUGAAAGAGAUGAUUUUGAAAGAGAAAAAUUGGAAUCUCCAGAAAAGGAGAUACCAGAUAAAGAAAAACCAGAAAAACCAAAAUCAAAAUUAAAAAAGAAGCCAAAAGAGGAACCUACUCCUGAAAAUAUAGAAAUUCCAUUAGUUAAAGGCAAACCUAAAGAACCACAACCAGAGGAAGAAGAAGAAGUGAAAUUUAAAAUACCCAAGAAACCCAAACCUGAGGAACUACCUGAAGAAAUUAAAUUAAAACCGUUUAGAAGACCAUCUAAAGAAGAGAAAACGUUUGUAGUUACUGAAUAUAGACCUGAACCACAGGAAGCUAAAGUUGUUGAAAGAAAAGAUGAUGAGGAUUUGUCAAUAGAGAUUCCAAUUCCUGACGAUACAAGUGCAAAGAAGAAAAUUAAAAAGAAACCGAAAGUAAAACGUUUGGAAACUCCAGAAGAUACUAAACCAGAAGUAUCUGUGGUUGAAUCUGAAGAGCCUAAAAAAGUUCCUGAACCAGAAAUACCUGAAAAAGAAAUUCCGGAUGAAGAAGAAAAACCCAUUGCACAGGAAGAAACACCUAAGAAAGAAAUUCCGGAAUCGGUUGAAGAAAAGAUUCCGUCAGAAGAUAUUCCCGAUGAUAUUCCCGCAGAAUUUGUAAUGAAGAAAAAACCUGCAAAGAAAAUAGUAACUCCAGAAGUAGAAGAAGAAGAAGAAGUUGCCGUAAUUAUUAAAAAGAAGAAGCCACCUGUUACCGAAGACAAUGAAGUCGCAGCAGAAAUUACGAUAAAAGAGGAACUACCACAACCUACAAUUCAAAAAGAAUUUGAUGAAGUAGAAGCAGAGUUUACUAUUCAAGAACAAAUCCCAGAAGCGCCAACUGUAGAAGAAGAAACAGAAAUCACCGUUAAAAAACGUAAAAAGCCUAAAAAGGAAACCGAAGAGGAAAUAAAAAUACCUAUUCCAGAUGAGACAGCUGAGGAAAUUAAAUUAAAGAAGCCUGUCAAAAAAGUCUCUGAAGAAGCUGCGGAUGAAAUUACUAUUAAAAAACUUGAACCAGAAAAACAAAAGGAUGAAGAAACGACUGAAGAUGUGGAACUCAAAUUUAAAAUACCUAAAAAGAAAACAUCUCCUAAAGUUGAAGAAGAGGAAGAAGUACAAGUUCCUCCUAAAACAAUGAAAAAAGAAGAUGAGGUUCAAGAAACAAUUAAAAUAAAGAAACCUAAAAAAGCACCAACAGAGGAGGCUUCUGAAGAAAUUACUAUUAAAAAAAUUGUACCUGAAGAACCACAAGAAAAACCUGAAGAAGAUGUUGAAGUUCAAUUUAAAAUACCCAAGAAGGAAACAGAAGAAGAACAAAUAGAAGUACUUCCUAAACCAAAAGAAGAAGAUGAAACCGAAGAAACAAUUGAAAUAAAGAGACCUCAAGAACCAUUAACUGAUGAAGCAGCAGACGAAAUUAACAUUAAGAAAAUUGUACCAGUUGAACCAGAAGAAGAGCCAAAUAAAGAUGAAGUUAAAGUAAAGGUACCAAAAAAGAAAAAGACUCCCAAAGUAACAGAGGAAGAAGAAACAAAAAUUCUCCCAAAACCGAAGAAAACAGAAGACGAGGUUGAAGAGACUAUUGAAAUUAAAAAGCCGCAAGAGCCCCCUACAGAAGAAGCUUCAGACGAAAUUACUGUGCAAAAAAUAAUACCAGUAGAAUCACCAGAAACUGAAGAAAUCAGUGUUAGUAUCCCGAAAAAGAAAAAACCACAUCCUGAAGACACAGAGUCUGCUCCUAUAUCCAAGGUAUGUGAGGAUUCUGUGGAAGAAACUAUUCAAUUGAAGAAGCCGAAAGGUAAACCAGCAGAAGAUGCUGCUGAGGAAAUAACUAUUAAAAAAGUUGUUCCUGAAACAACAGAAGAAGACACCGAAGUAAUUAUACAACCAAAGGGAGAAGAAGAUGAGGUAGAAGAAAAAUUAGUAUUGAAAAAACCUAAGGAAAAACCAGAUAAUGAAGCUGAAGAUGAAAUAACAGUAAAGAAACUUGUGCCUCAGAAAUCGGAUGAGGACAACGUAGAAGAAAAAAUUACAAUUAAGAAAAAGAAAGUAAAGAAACCAGAACCUCAAGAUGAUGAAGAGACUAUAACAAAAGUUGUUCCCCAACCCAAACUUGAAGAUGAAUCUGCUGAUUUAAGUCUAAAGAAAUCUAAAGAAAAGAUCCCAGAGGAGGGUAGUGACGAAAUAUCUAUUAAGAAAUUUGUUCCAACUGAAAAGGAAGAAGAAGUUGAAGACGCAGUUGUCACUAUUAAAAAGAAACCGGAGAAAUCUGAAGAACCAGAAGAACCAAGUGCUGAUGUAACUAUUAGAAAACCUUCUAAAGGACCAGAGCCCUCGGAAGAACUGUCAAUUUCUAAGAAACCCGAAAGAAAACCUUCAAUUGCAGAAGAAUCGGAAGAAAUCACGAUACAACGACUGAAACCAGUCAGAAGACCAUCAAAGCCAGAAGAGAAAGAAGACGAACCUGUUACAGUUACAUUUAAACCACGUUCAAAGAAAACCAAAGAAGAAGUUGAACAAGAAUUUAAAAUUUCUUUGGAUCAAUAUCAAGAAGAAGAAAUAUCUCUUUCUAGCAAAAUUAAAUUACCCUCAAGAAGGCCAUCAACAUAUGCAGAAGAAAGUGGAGAAGCUUCCAUCAAAAUUACAAAGGAAAUUGAAGAUGAGGGACCUAUUAUUGAAGAAAUUAUUGAUGAGGGUAGUGAUGCCGAGGAACUUCCUUAUGAUGACGACCAAGUAUCGGAAAAUUUCCACCUUGUAUUUAAGAGAAAACCAUCUCGUAAAUAUUCCGUUGUGGAAGAAAAUGAAGAAGACGUUAGUUUGAAUUUGAAGAAACCCGUAAAACAAGAGGAUGUAUCUACAGAGUACCAAGAACAGACUGUUACAUUGAAACCUAAACGCAAACCUUCACAACCAUCAUUUGAUCAAGAAGCAGCGUCUUUGGAGAUUACAAAAGAAGUUGAAAUAAUUAAGGAAACGGAAAAAAUAAUUGAAGAAGUUCAUAAGGGAGACAUUUAUUAUGCCAUUUACAUUUACGAAGCAGAAGCUGGUCAAGCUAUUGACAUGGUUGAAGGAGAGAAAGUAUAUGUCAUUGAAGCUCACAGUACAGAUUGGUGGUUCGUCAAGAAACAUCUAACUGAUGAGUCUGGAUGGGUUCCAGCUCAAAUACUCAUGGAGGAGGAAAAAUAUAUCGAAUAUGUUCAAAAGAAACUAAAUGAAAAAAUAGACAAACUGCCCAUAUUAGAAAAGCCAAAACUGGAAGAAACACCUCAGGCACCUAAAUUUGUUGAGAAGUUGAAACCUAUUUCAUCUCCCGAUGGUUAUACCGUAGUAUUCAAAACUAAAGUUAAAGGUUUCCCACGACCUCAAAUAACGUGGUUCAAACAAACUUCAGUAAUCAAAUCGUCAACGGAUUACCAAAUGUACUACGACGAAGAAAAUGUAGCUACAUUAAUUAUAAAAGAGGUAUUCCCAGAAGAUGCAGGCACUUUUACGUGUGUUGCUAAGAAUUCAGCAGGUUUUGCUUCUUGUUCAACUGAACUUACUGUAGAAUAUCCACUAUCAAAUCAUGGAACAGAUUUAACCGUGUUUACAAGAAAAUCAUUAAAUCGACAAGCGUCAUUCAGUGAUAUCGUCGAAGGUUUACCCCCAACAUUCACAGAAGAGCCCAAAUCUAUCAUUAUUAAUGAAGGUAGUGAAACCACAGUUGUAACUAAAUUAUUAGCUUCGCCCAAACCAGAAGUUAAGUGGUACCGAAACGGUAAGAGAAUAACUACAAAGGAAAAUAUUACGAUUGAAACUACAACAACACGCCAUCACGAAUACACAAGUAUUCUUAAAAUUAGUAAGACCAAAAAGACUCAAGAAGGAAUUUAUAAAGUAGUUGCCAAAAAUAAAGUUGGUGAAGCGUCUGUUAAGUUCAUCAUAAAAGUAGAAACAGGUGAAGAUGAGGCACCACAAAUUCUUAAACCCUUACGAUCAACUACGGUGAAGAAAUCAGAUAAUGUAACUCUCAAGGCCACCAUUUGUGGUUCACCUAUUCCUACAAUCAAGUGGUUUAAAAAUAAUAAGCCACUUCCAGAAGAAAAUGCGAAAAGAGAUGGUGAUACGUACUACUAUAAUAUUAAUCGUGCAACAUUGGAUGAUACCGCAGAAUAUACCAUUAAAGCUACAAACAGAAAUGGUACUGUAGUUACCACUGCAUCAGUGACUGUUGAAGAUUACCCAGAAGAUGCUGAACCACCUCUAUUUGUUGAGCGUUUCGAAGAACAAAACGUUCCAGAAAAGGGUGUUCUAAGGUUAAGCGCCAAAGUAACAGGUAAUCCAACUCCAGAAAUAACAUGGUUAAGAAACAACAAGAAAAUAGAACCAUCAGACCGAGUAAAGAUUCAUUUUAAUGGUACCAACAUUGAACUAAUCAUCCACGAAACCAAUUCCGAAUUGGAUUCUGGUGAUUACAAAUGCAUCGCCACAAAUCCACUAGGCCGAGCAUCUCACGGAGCUAAAGUCUCAAUUGAAGUGGACGAGGUUAAAUUCACGAAGAAAUUGAAACGCGUUUACGAAACCAUCGAACGAGAGACUGUUGAAUUGGAAUGUGAGACUUCGCAUUCGGUGAGGACGAAGUGGUGGUACAAUGAUACCGAGAUUACUGGGUUAGAUCACAGAGUUGUAAUUCAAGAUGGCAGGACACAUAAAUUAAUAAUCAAGAAAAUCACUAAGAAUGACGAGGGAAGUUACAAAUGUACUGUUAAAAAGCAGAAAACUGAAACGACCGUCAACGUCGAACAAGUGAAACUCGAAUUUAUUCGCAAACUACAAGACUUAGAAGUGACUGAAAAGGAACUGGCUAUUUUAGAAGUUGAAAUUUCUUCAGACACAGCUGAUGUUGUCUGGCGUAAAGAUGGAAUAGCCUUGAAUAACUUAGAUGAUAAAUAUACAUUUGAAAAGGAUGGAGGUAUAAGGAAACUUAUUAUUAGGAAAACAAAUAUCCAUGAUGAAGGAGAGUACACAUGUACUUUAGAGAAGCAAGAAUGCAGAUGCGAAUUAACAGUAAUCGAACUUGCACCCGAAAUAAUUACACCAUUGCAAGAUCAGACUGUCAAGAAAGGAGAGAAAGCUGUAUUUGAGGUUGAAAUUUCUAAAGGGGAUGCUUUAACCAAAUGGUACAAGGAUGACGUUGAAAUACAAUUUUCUGAACACAUUCAAUUGUCAAUAGACGGUAAGAGACAAAAACUCAAGAUAUAUGACAGUACACCAGAGGACGAAGGGGUUUAUAAAGUACAGGUUGGACAACAAAAUUCCACUGCAAAUCUGAAAGUUAGAAUUCCAACUAUCCUCUUCCUCUCAGAACUGCCCGAAUGGACAAUUGUCCCUACAAACACUAACGCCGAGUUUACAGUAGAAAUAUCUCGAGAAGAUGCUGAAGUUAAAUGGUUGCGUAAUCGCAAGGUCUUGGAAUCAUCUUCUAAAUACACAAUAACAUCCGAGCGUACAUUCAGAAAACUGGUUGUAAAUAAAUCAACGACUGAUGAUGAAGCUGAGUACACGUGUACCGUGGAGACAAUAUCAACAUCUUCUAAACUGAAGGUGGCAAAUAAACCAUCACCACCAAGAGGUCCUCUGGAAGUUUCCGGUAUGUCAGCUACAUCAUUCACCAUACAAUGGCAGCCUUCAGAAAGUGAUGGCGGAGCUCCGAUAAUAGAAUAUAUUGUUGAAAUAAAGGAAGCCAAAUCUAAGAAGGAGUUUAAGAAAUUCGGCGCCACAAAGGGAGACGUUACAAACAUUCCAAUUAAUUAUUUAGAAAAAGAUAAAGGUUAUAACUUCAGGAUUACUGCAAGAAAUGCCAUUGGUGUUAGUGACCCGUACUUACCCGAAGAGACUGUUGUUGCAGGAUCACGAAUUACCCCACCAUCUCCACCAGAAAAUGUUAGAGUAAUUGAUAUAACAAGCAGAAGUGCCACAUUGACUUGGGAACCACCUUUACACGAUGGUGGAUCUGAGAUAAUAGGAUAUGUCGUAGAAAAGAAACUUGAAUUCAUGCCAAAAUGGGAAAAAGUUGCUACGCUGGAGGCGUAUACGCUUAAAUACACCUUCGAAAACUUGAAAGAGAAGAGCGACUAUGUGUUUAGAGUCUUCGCAGAAAAUGCUGUUGGAUUAAGUCCUCCGGCUACCUCACAAGUUGUUAAGAUGCGAUCUCUAGCAACUGUGCCGUCGCCUCCAACACCUCCUCUAGAGAUCAGAACGAUUGGACCAAACGCAAUUGUUGUUGAAUGGGGAGUACCAGAAUCGGAUGGUGGUUCCCCAUUAACUGGCUACAAUAUUGCCAUUAGAGAUACCAGAAAGACUAUGUGGAUGGAAAUCGGUAGGGUUUCCAAGGGUGUUCUGAAAUACACCAUUCGAGAUCUUCAGGAGGACCAUGACUACAUGAUAAGAAUAUUCGCCAAGAAUGAGAUCGGCUUAAGUGAACCGCUGGAAUCAGAUGAGCCAUUUAAGGUUCUACCAUCAGGAGAUGCCGAUCAAGAAGAAUUCAAAGAAGUUACCGAACACGAACCCACAUCAUACAGCUCAGAAAGUUUGCCAACAUCGUCUUGGUUACGUGAAGCAAAUAUGGAUGCAGAUAUUCGUUCAUACGCAAAAGGAAACUUACUCAAGAAGGAUGAGUACUUCUUCCGUAUAUGGUGUUAUGCCACCAAGCUAUUUAAAUAGACUUACUAUAAAUACUAUAUUAGAUGUACAUAAUUUUAGAUAUAUUUUUUACUCGAUAAUGGACUUACAAAAAGUUGUUUCGUAUUAGAGUGUUGUUAUGACGAUUUGCGAAUUGCGAGCUAAACAAGAAUAAUCCACUGUAAUAACAUGGCUCUAAUACAAACAACAGGAACAUGAAUUCUUAUAAAAAGGAUACGUACUGUGAUACUGAUUAAGAAUGUACCUAUUUAGAGUGAGGAUUGUGCCUCAAAAAUACGAAUACGAAAAAUAUGAAGAAUAUUUGCUUUGCAGUAAAUUUAAUUGUAUACGAAAUAUAUUUACUCAUUGACUUAUUUGUUUGUUUGUGCAGUGCUAUAUUUAUUUUAAAGUCGUUAUAAUAAUUAUAUAAUAUUUUCAAUGGUCAUGGACAAAAUUUUUAAAAAUAAUCGAGAGAGAAAAUAUAGGUGCAAAUAAAAUAUAUUUUUAAAAAAAUUGUUUAUAGACCAUUGUUAUUGUUCAGUUAUUCAAUAAACGAUAAAAAUUCA